Messenger RNA from Pelobates cultripes (western spadefoot toad), 74248 nucleotides. NCBI's taxonomy places the organism in Eukaryota, Metazoa, Chordata, Amphibia, Anura, Pelobatidae. The record is from the annotation of a GenBank genome assembly.
GAGCAGAACUGAAUAUAAUCUGACGCCGCCAUAGUGAGAGCAGGCACAGACACUGUGAAUUCGAUUCAUGAAGCUCUCACCGAUGUACUGUUUGCUAUUGACCCCUAUCUGGCGAGCUGGGCAGUCUGCCGACGUGUGUUAGCGAUGGAAGACUGAAAUAUCAGCCUUAGAACACCAUGAUAGCCGCGCUCUGUGUAUGAUAAUAGCUGCUGUCCUUGGACAAGGCAGGAGACAGUUCCUCUUUAGCAGGUAAUAUGCUGCAAUGAAACGACUGCUUUAAAAUUGCUAAAUCUAUACAUUUACAACCGUCUAAUAGCAACUUUAUUAAUCAGACAUUUCUAUGGGCUGCCGUGCCUGAACUUAAAUAACCCUGCCCGGGCAUUAGCAGGUUAAUCCUUGGUACACGUCAUAGGUUAGCUCAAUGCAUAGCUACAUUGAGACACAGUUAUCAUUGUGUACAAAACAUGCUCACUUUUAUCAGAUCAAAAUAUAAUACAUGAUGGAUAUUAUUUAACACAACUCCCAAUCUCAAUUCCUAAUCCCAGUAGAAUCCAAGAGAUCAAGAACUUGAUACUUAAGAACUUGAUACUAAAAUAUUAAAUCCAGAAAGGCUGAUAGCACAGGAGUUAGUACCCCCUACUGCAGUGGCACUAGUACAUGCGAUCAAUAGUAACAUGAGCAAUUGAAAAAGUACUUAAAUCCUGGCUAAAACGAAAAUGACACUUUCUGUUUAAAUCAUUUGGUGAUAUUAUUUAUAUUAUGGUUAUUAAUGCAAUAUAGUCACCUGAUCGUUUUCACCCCAGAGCUAAGGUUAAUAACACUUGCUUUCUAAGAAUACCCUUUGCACUCAGCAUGCUUUGAAGCUGCCAUCCAAUGCUUUUCAGGGUGGCCUUUGGAGAGGCUCAGCUAGUCCAGCCCCUUUCCCUUGCUCUGUUUAUUUUGGAGCAAGGACAUCAGCUGCUGCAACUGUCAUUGACUCUUCAAUGAAUGAGAGCAGAGGACAUCUGAACAACCUGUGCAGUUGAACCCCAGAGGAUUUGGUGGAGCUGGGUGACAAAGGAGAGAUUUAAAAUGAGAAGCAGGAGCAAUUCUGGAGUUCGUCUUGAUGGCUAUGCUAGACUUGUUCAACAAACCAUCCUAUGCCACCAGGUAAGAUCCUAGUAACUCAGUUUAUAUGGAAUGUACCAUGAUAUGCUAUGCACAUUAAUAUUUAUACUGUACCUACUGCAUGUGGUAUAUGGCUCCCCUAGUUUAUGGUGUUUUGUAUAUUUUCACUGACUGUAUGUUUUCUCUUAUUUUACCACACCAUAAACACACCCCAGGGCAUUCCCUGCUAAAGGCCGAACACUCCUUUGUAUGGACAGUUUUAACAGGUUAAUUGCUAGAGCUCAUUACCCUACAAAAGAUUUUAGUUUUAUGUAAAUUGCCAUUUUCUCUCAUGAUGAAAUCUCUAGAUCCUACGGGGUAUUCAGAAGAGAUGUGCAGUAAUAAAACAUAUACCCAGGACAUACUUGAAAAUGAGAGAAAUCUCAAUGUAUCUUUCCUGGUAAAAUAUUUUUUAAAAUAUUUUAUAAAUAAAUAUUUCACAUCUGUAUAGCAUAGGCUAUCUUUAUUUUAUAAAACAAACACAAAUUAUUUUAGGAAACCCAUUCCUUUUGGAUUCAUUAAAAGUGUUAAUCUAUUUAUUAUUAACUAUUUAUAUGAUUCCUUGUAAUAUCUGUAGUUUAAUAUUGGGUAUAUUUAAAUGUACAUCUAUUUGUAAAGUUUUUUCAUUCUGAAGUUUAUUUCUAUUUAUGCUGCUGGCAAAUAUAUUUUUUUUAUUGUUUUAUUAUUAAUACAAUCUUUUAAAAAUCAUAUUAUACUAAGAAUACUGUGUGAAUGCUAUUUUAAUGUUUUAUUAUUAAUACAAUCUUUUAACAAUCAUAUGAUACUAAGAAUACUGUGUGAGUGCUAUUUUAUUGUUUAUUUGUAAUAAAAUAAUGUGAAUUUUAAAAUAUUGUAAGAAUGCUGUGUUAGCCUUUGCCCACUUCUAGCCCUGAACUGAGCAUUGAGCAUAUAAUGUCGAAUCCAUAUUCUGUAAUAUUAGGAGUUUUUGGUAGGAAUGUUAAAUGCAAUGCAGAUAACUCAGCAGUUACAAAGGGGCAAUUGGCUUUAUGUAUAGAGAGAAAUUGUGAAAGAAAGUUAUAAAAGUGGAACAAUUAGAAGGGCGGUUCCAGUGGUUUCCAUGGCGAGUGAUCCAUUUACAGUAUUGACACAGUUUCUCUGCACACUCAUUGUGAUUUGUAUUUUAUCUUAUCACUGUUUUUUGACUCCUGUGGGACAAUUGAGUGUUGUUUGUUAGCAUAAGGCAGCGAGUGUAUCUAACAAGUACAUUUAAUCAAAAGUUUUGCCUGUUAAACUAACAACUCAGGGUGAGCCAUUUUAACCCCUUAAAGAUUAAUUCUAUUUAAUGCUGUAAAUACAAUCUAGAUACCAAAGACCUUAUGUCAGCAUUGAACGCCCGGCCUAUUUACCAUUGGCUAUAUUAUGAAACACCUGUCUACAUAUUUAUUUUAUUAUACAUUUGUAUGGUUUUCAGUUUUGUAUAAAGACCUCCCACCUUUAAAUAAGUGGAAUAGUCUACAUUGAUAUUGAAUUUUAAAAAGGCUUGUUUGUUAUUUAUUCCAUCACAGGUCCAUACAGGGUUAACAUUUUGUAAAAUCUGAUGCAGUGACUCUACCAGUCAUAUUCCGUACGCAUGUCAGACAGCACAAGCAUUUUGUUUACUAAAUUUUGGCCAAAUUACCACAUGCUCUGUUCAGUGAAUGGAGCUCUUUUAAAGUUAACCAUGUUUAUAAAACAUAACUUAGGUUACCACACUUAAAAUGUUGUUUAAAAUCGUACAUGCUACUAUGAUAUUUAAACUUUCAAAUUAGAAAUAUGUUAACGUAUAUAAAAACUUUAAAAAAUGUAUUAAUGUACUUAUCUUUAAACAGAUCGUAAAAUAAUCUGAUUGUAUUUAUUAAGAUAAGGAACACACAAACAUUUGUUUUAACUAUUAUGACAAUAGGACACAAGACUUUACUGUAAGCAAUUUAAAAAACAAACAAACCAAGAAAUCUUCAAGAUUUGCAUAGGAGGUUCUGUGUUUGUACAUAAGAGCCAGAACAGAGGAUGUGGUAUGGACAACACUGGAAUAUGUGCAGUGUUUAAAGGAGAAGUAACCAAAUCAAAGAGAAAAUAAUGCAGAUACAAGUUAUCCAAUGGAUGGAAAUUUUUUUAGGAGAGUUAAAAACCAUACCAUGUUUUAAUAUAUUAAAAACUAAAGGUCAACAUUCUGUUUCCCCCACAGUAGUAUUCCUUUAGUUGCUUGUGGAUAGAUAGUGCUGCCACUGACAUUUGAAUCCAGGCAUAUGUUAUUCACGUAGCAAUCAUCACAGUCUGGAAUUGUGCCUGUCGGUGUAUACUAUAGAAAGGGAAGCCCUUCUGUGUACAGAUCAAUGGCACGGCACCACUUAGUUGUAAAUUUAGAAGCACUCAGUGCCAGGAAUAGCAUGGGAACACAUUUUACACGUAGGCCCGAAAAUUACUUCUUCACUUGUGUAUCCUGGUUGCCUCUGAAGCUUACAAGUGUUUAAAGAAAAUUGUAUUGAUUUGAAAUUUUAACCAAUUAUAUAUUCUCUGACCUAAGAAUGUGUGCUGCAUUGGCAUCCCAGCAUAAUUCUGUGAAUCAAGUUUAGCCAAAAAAUUUAAUAAAGCAGUGUCUUUACAUACUUUCAAGGGGUCAUAUUUAGGAGGGACAGUCCAUAUUCUGUGCUCAAAUCCUUGUUUUUUAAGAGCUCUAUAUUGUUGAUGUGUCUGAGUGUAUAACAGAACUCCACAGCAAUAAUACUCACAGUAAUUUGUCUAUAAACUGCAAUAAAUGUGUUUAGAAAUCAGUCGGUGUCAAUAAGAUACAUUGACUUUGUUCUAAAUUAUAGUUUAUCUUCAUACAUUUUUAUUAGAAGCUCGACUAAAUUUCUCAGAAAAGCUUGUCCCUGGCCACAUCCACACUCAUACCACUAGCAUUAAAGUGUCCCUCUUUAUGCAUUUGAAAUGUUGGAAGAUAUGUUAUGAAGUAACACUAAACCUUUUGCGGCAUUUUGUUUUUUCCCCUCCCACCUCACCCCGCACACUCCACCAAGUGACCUCUAAGUCCAGGGAAGGCCCUGUGUUGAUGUUGUCUGUACCAGGCAUGUAGCAGUCAGGUGCAGGAAGUAUGAAGCAGCAUGUAUCUAUAUAGGUUUGUUUGGUAUUUGUGGCAGAGGUGGCAGUACCACAGCUACCGAUUCAUAGAAAAAAGUAUUUUAUAUAUAUAAUAGACAGCAGAAAAAAGGGAUAAAGAAAAGAAAAUCUGAGUUCCUACUUACAAACAGGGCAAUGUAACUAGUGAAACACCAAAUUUUGACAAAAACCAGGGCUCUCGCUGGUACUCAUAGCAUGCUUACUCUUCAUUGGCAUUGUUAUCAAUUCCAUCUAAACUGGAUGAGUCAGUGGCUGUAAACACAUUUAAUUAUGGAUAACUAAACGUGUACAUGUUAGUUACUAAUAAAGAGUUUUCCUGACUCCAACAUUUUGGUCCUGGUUCCUAAAUUCAAGCAGAGUUCAAAUAACCAGGCAAUAAACCAUAAGAUCAUAACUAUUUAUUUGUCAAUUAUCCCUUUUAUGUGAAUGUAUUUGAUUGUCUUUAUACUUUGUGUUUACAAGUGAAUGAGGAGUUAAUAUGUUGAAAAAACACUUAUGUAAAUGAAUGGCCUGAGGUAAACUGCAAAGUUAUGGCCAUUGUUGUAUAGCUAGUGCUUGAAGGCUGUAUUUUGCUCAAACCUUAAAAAUAAACAAAUCUGGGUACUUUUUGAAAUGAACUUGCUUGGGGAGAAAGUUGAACCAACAUAUUAACCCUUUAAUAGCUUACCAUGGAAUCUGGAAGCUUCACAAGUCAGCUAUAUAAGAACUUUCAAAUAAAUAAAUACACUGAAGAUUAAACAUAAUGGUAAUGGUUCUUUUUAAGUCUGUAUAACACUAAAGGUAAACCAGUAGCAAACAAGCCUUCCGCUGCUGGCAUACACCACUUAACCUGAUUACAGUCAGGUAAAGACUAAUAAAAUAUACAAUGUUUUACUACAAUGGUAAAGAUAUACCAAUAGUAAAAAAGUGCGUAGCGCUUAAAGUGGUGUUACACUUACCCCCUAGGGGUUGAACAAUGAUAACACAAAAAAAUAAAAAGGGAACACGUAUAGUGUAAUAACGUAGAUAUUAAGUCAGUGGAGUAAAUUAAAAAAGGAUCCACUCACGUGGUAAAGAGCCCAGUAUGGAUAGGCUCCGGUCACCUCCGCUUUAGUGUACUAUGGUGGCACUCAACCUUUUCAUUGAAAUUAUAGCUGUCCGUAUCCUCAUAAGAAAGGAAACAAAACAGGAAGGAGAGACAGGAGGGGGGAACAAGCCUUACUGCACAAACUUAACAACAGGUUAUUACUGUAGUGCACAGUUUGCUUAGCACCUUUUAAGGUGCUUGGACCUGGCACCUAGUAUAUAAGCAGAUGUAUCAAAAAGGGAGAUACUACGCUUCUUUACCUCGCAGCAGCAACAGUAGAUGAUCUACAGGACACUGUUCCAAAUGUAGUAACAGAAAUGUAUUCAAUAAAACAUAUAUUAAAAAACAUCCAUGUAAUUCAUUAUCCGAGAGAUGUUUCGCCAGUCGCAGCCUGGCUUUAUUAAUCGGUAACAUUCUGCUGCAGAUCCUUCAGUUUAAAUAUCCCUGGGUUUAUUGUAAUUGGUGAAGCAUCACUCGCAAUACCGCCAAUCACGAGUGAUGUUCCUGGAGGAGUGGCUGAGUGUUUUGCCCCUUUGCUUAAAGGGACACUAUAGUUACCCAAAAGACUUUAGCUUAAGGAAGCAGUUUUGGUGUAUAGAUCAUGAUCCUGCAGUCUCAUUCCUCAAAUCUCUACAAUUUAGGAGUUAACUCCCCUUUGUUUCUGUCCAUGCAGUCCUAGUCACACCUCCCUGGCUGUGACUCACACACCAUGCAUGAAAAAAGAAAAUGGUUUCACUUUCAAUUAGAUGUAACUUACUUUAAAAGUAAUUAUUGCCAUCUCUCUAAAGUGAAUUUUAAUCCUACACAGGAGGUUUCUGUGGGGUCUAGCAAGCUAUCAACAGUGCAGGGGAUAAUAAAUUUUAAAUUAAAUAGAAUUUACAAUGAAGGAAGUGUGAACAUUAGCUGACUCUUUACAGGAAGUGUUUAGGAAGGCUGUGCAAGUUACAUGCAGGGAGGUGUGACUAGGGUGCAUAAAUAAAGUGAUUUAACUCCUAAAUGGCAGAGAGUUGAGCAGUGACACUGUAGGGAAAUGAUUUAUACACCAAAACUGCUUCAAUAAGCUAAAGUUGUUUAGGUGACUAUAGUGUCCCUUUAAUGACGUCGGACUCCUCAAGACUAAUAAAAUAGAUGAUUUGCAGUAAUAAGUAUAGUAAGUCUGCUAUUCACAAAGUAUGAGAUAAGAUGACAUAACCUUAACCAACUUAUUGUUCUGUGAUGUAAAGUUUAUUUCUCCUGAUCUCUCAUCUUGAAUAAUUGGUUCCAGGGCAGCUCAAGGCAAAUAAACAAGAAAAUAAUGAAAUACUUUUUUUCUUCCUUCUCAUAAGCCUAACUAUCCUAUAGGCAGGGCCAGUCCUUGAAAUGGAAGAUAGAAUGUUUAUAACCCCAGCGUUACCUGCUCCUCCCCCACCUCCCCAUACCUGUUGCUUACCUACUUCAGAGAUGUAGAACCUGAUGGUCCAGUGUUAGCAUAAUGUGGUGUUGUGUGCAUUUCACUAUUACUUGAGACCAAGGACAUCACUCUGUAUGCUCAAAACCUCACAUUAUUGCAAGGAGUGGGCACCUUGCUCUCAUUUAAAUUGAUAUGCCUAAAAUAACACACUGUUUUUAUUCCCUCAAAUGCAAAUUUCCUGUCGAGUUCUGCUUUACAUAUAUACAGUAGAGCAGAUCCAUACUAUGUACAGUACAUGACAUUAGCUUUACAAUCUCACUCAACUUGUCCUUCACCAUUCUCUAUUACUUCUGUUACAAUAUUUGGAAAACUAAAGCCGAAAUUGUCACAAUAAAACCAAUGGCACCGAGGACAGUAUAUGACAUCAUCCAUUGUGCUAAACGAUGCAGAGUACGACUGCAAGGGCCCUUUAAUGUAAAACAUUUAAAAACAUUUUUUAUGCUUUAUUUAUUACUGUCAAAGGAAGUGCAGGGCUGGACAGAUGGAUAGACAAACACUGUGCAUUACUAUCAUCAGAGACAGAAUUGACUAAUAAAAACAAAAAAACUAAAAUUUUAUUUAAUUUUUGUGAAUCUUUGUUAGUUUUGUUAUAUACUCUUUUGGUCCAUUUUCCAUUUGUGCUAUGUUUUCACUUAGUAUUGGAAUAUUUUGACCAACUAUAAUAUGUGAAAUGUUAGUUUGCUACUCUGAAAGUUCUCACAUAGAAUGGACAGUAGAAUUAUAUAUAGACUUAAAAGAAUUUUGUAAAAAAAAUCCACAUGGGGACAUAUCUACACCCAACUAUAACCUAGGAACAUUACUAGAAAGUCUAACAUUCUACCAGACUAUACAUUCUCAUCAAUCACGGUAUAUUUCCAAAGACAUUACAUACAACUGUAAAACUUUGUUGAAAAAAACUAAACAUUUGCCCAUGGACUUUAACCCCUUAAGGACACAGCUUCAGAAGCUUGUCUUACGCUUAAUGACACAAGCAAUUUUUGCAUUUUCUUGCUGUAUGCGUUCAACUGCAAUUUGCAUCUCUCUCGUUUAUUGCACCGACACAUAUUAUAUACUGUUUUUUAAAAGGACAGAAAGGGCUUUAAUUUGAUGUAACACACACACACACACACACAUAUAUAUAUAUAUAUAUAUAUAUAUAUAUGCUUAUUUAUUAUAAAAAAAAAGAAAAAUGCAAAAAAAAGAAAUAUUUUUUGUACAGUUUUUGCAAUAAUAAUGUGUGCCUAAUUAGUGCAGGUUAAAGAAAGUAAUUAAAAAUAAAUUCAUUUAGUUGUUCUGAUUUACAGAAUAUAUAAUGUGUCUGGGAUUUUAAGUUUUUUUUUUUUUUUUGGUAAUUACAGGUCACAAAGCACAAGGAGUAAAAUAAACUUUUAAUAUGGAGCGAUUUUAGAAUUUGGUAUGUUUGUCUUGUAAGCUUAAUAGCCAUAAAAGAGAACAAAAUUGCCACACAAAAGUAUAUAUUUAUAUAAAGUAGACAUCACAGGCUAUUGUUCUAAAGUUGUUUUGACACUUUCCAUGUAGCCAUUUCACCACCAAUCUCUGCUAAAUAUUGGAGUAAAAUUUUGUUGUUUGGGUUUUUUUGCACACAAACUUAUAACAAAGAACUUCUCAUGUGUAUUUUGUAAAGUUGGUGUGUGCUAUUCCUGUACAGUUACUUGUGUUCAGUUACUUCUGCUGAGUACAACGAUACCCCCAUUAUAUGUCUUUGGCAUUAUUUCGUGAAGCUACAGUGCCAUAUAGGAGACCUGUCCGUUUCAACAUUUACAGUAGAAUUUUGAGAGGCGGAUUUAAUAGGCCUAUGCUUCAAUUUGGGGUAUUAUAGCAGUUUGACUGUUCAAAAAAACCCCACAAAGGCCUACCAUUUGUAAAAGUAGACACUCCAGGGUAUCUCAUAUGGUGCAUAUUGUGCCUUAACAUGCCCCCAUUUUUUCACCAAUAUAUGCCAAAGUAUGUGGUAAAAUAUAAUUUGGGAUAUUUUUUACAUACGGAUUACAUUUUUGCUGGGCAUUUUGUACAUUUCAAACCCCCCCAAAUUAUGCUAAGUUACAUCUUCUGAGUAAAACAAUAUGCCCAAUGUAUGACCAAGACAAUAUUUUGUGAAGUUACAAUGCUGUAAAAGAAACGUGACAAGUUAAGGUUUUUAAGUGUGAAUUUUCAUGGAGGGUUUUGAUGCGUCCGUGUCCCACUUUGGAGCACUUGAGCAGGCUACAUAUUACAACUACACCAUAAAGGCAUACCAUUUCUUAAAGAACACAUCCCAGGGUAUUUCAAAAGGCAUAUUUUGAACCUUAGCGUGGGAUAAUUUUUCCGCUAGCUUGAACCAAAUGUAGUGGUAAUAAGCAUUUUUUCUGCCUUUUUGACACACAAAGUGAGUUUGCGCAGUAUAUUUUUCAAACCUUAUGUGUGCUACGACUGUAUAAUACUUCAUAUGUUGCUCAGCUGUGUCGGCUGAGUACAGCAAUACCCCCGUAUGUACCUUUGCCAGGUAUAUGUGGACAUUGAAGGGGCACAUUUGAGACACAGCCAUUCCAGUUUUUCUCAAAUUUAGAAUUUUUACGCUGUGUCCAUGUCCCAUUUUAGAGUAUUUUACAAGGCUAUAUAAUCCAAUUACACCAUAAAGGCAUACCAUUUCUUAAAGAAGACAUCCCAGGGUAAUUCAAAAGGCAUAUUUUGAACCUUAACGUGGGAUCAUUCUUCCGCUAGCUUGUACCAAAUGUAGUGGUAAUGAGCAUUUUUUAUGUAUUUUUUUACUUUGCAAAACCCGUUUUUAAACUUUUUUUUACUUAUUACAUUUUUUACACUUUCUUAACUUUUUUUACACUUAAAAAUUUUUUUCUUAACUUUUCUUUUACAGUUAACCCCUAACUAGCAGUAAGCAGCACUAACAGUAAAUCCCCCCCUUUCCCAUAACUCCCAUCCAGUCCAGCAAGCAAAAUAUAUAUAAUUAUAAAAUAUUUAAAUUAAUUAAUUAAAUAAAUUGAACCCCUAAGGGUUACAAAAUAAAUAAAAAUUAAUCCUCAGGAGUUAAAAGAAAUUAGAUUACAGUAUAAUACUGUGAUCUGUAUUUUGAUCACUGUAGGCAGUGAUCAACUGGCAGGGAAGGGGUUAAUUUUUAUUUAGACUGGGUAAAGGGGGGGUGGUAUUUUUUUUUUUACUUAAACGUUACUAAAACAUUUUUUAAAAACUUUUUUUACCUUUUUAAAGCUUAUUUUUAUAACUUUUUUUAACGUUGACCCCUAGUUAGACUAACACCAAAUUCCCCAAUUCCCCACUAACUUCCAACCAUCCCAGCUAGAUAAAUAUAUAAUUUUUAAAUAUUUAAAUUAAUUAAUAAAAUACAUUUAACCCCUGAGGGUUAAAAAAAAAGAAUUAACCAUCAGGGGUUAAAAAAAAUAAUCAGAUGACAUUAAAAUGUAUACCCUGCCAAUUGAUCACUGUAGUCAGUGAUCAAUUGUCAGGGAAGGGGUUAAUUUUAUUAAAGCAGGGGAAAGGGGGGGUGGGAUUUAACUUUUUUUUUUACACAGGGAGAACAUCAGCAGCACUGAUCCGUCUCCCUGCACUUCACACUGAACCCGGAAGUGCAGGGAGGCGGAAGGUGAGUAUACUGAGCACAUGUGCUCGCUCUGACAGCCUGUCAGAGCGAGCACCGGUGCUGUGGCAGCUCGAUCGGGUGCUCCCGGUCUGCCUCUAAUACAGAGGCAGACCGGAGCACCAUUAACCCCACGAUCGCGGCGAUCGCGGCAAUUGCGGCGAUCUGGGGUUAACUUUAGUAAAAGACGGAAAUUUUCCGUCAUCGGUCCUUAACUAAAGGACAAGGUUGAUGGAAAAUUUCCGUCUGCGGUUGGGAAGGGGUUAAAUUGAGAAAGCAAUUAUAAUCAACAAUAACAAAUCUAUAGUUGCCUGAUGACUUGUAUUGUGUUCUGCUCUAAACUUACUUUGCAUUUACCCAAACAAACUUGCUGUAUUUGAAUGACAAUUCCGAGAACAAAUUUGGAAACACAAAACAACUUUUCAUAUCCUUACGUGUUCUGAUAAUGGAACAAUAUGCAACUGCAUACCAGCUAAAAGGACCACUAUAGGCACCCAGACCACUUCAACUCAAUGAAGCGGUCUGGGUGCCAAGUCCCCCUAGUUUUAACCCUGCAGCUGAAAACAUAGCAGUUUCAUAGAAACUGCUAUGUUUACAUUGCAGGGUUAUUAUUAUUAUUUUUAUUGUUAUUGCCAUUUAUAUAGCGCCAACAGAUUCCGUAGUGCUUUACAAUAUUAUGAGAGGGGGGAUUUAACAUAAAUAGGACAAUUACAAGAAAACUUACAGGAACAAUAGGUUGAAGAGGACCCUGCUCAAACGAGCUUACAGUCUAUAGGAGGUGGGGUAUAAUCCAACCUCUAGUGGCUGUCUCCCUGACAUGGAGUAAAUCGCACUUAUCUGACACUGGACGACCUCACAGAGUCCAGCGUUAAGUAAAAUCCCUGAUUUGAAUGCAUCCGCUCCUCUGGCCGCGCAUGCGCAUUCCACUCCACUCAGGAACUGACGUCGGUGGGGGAGGAGAGGUAACCAGUGCCGAGGGAGCCUGGUGCUGGUUUUACCCCUUCAGCGCUGAGGGAGGGGGUAGUCCAAGAGUCUAUAGUGCCAGGAAAACGGGUUUGUUUUUCUGGCACUAUAGGAUCCCUUUAAGCUCAUAUUUGUAUUAAAUAUAUAAAUAAAAAUUUAUUACAAUGACGGCUUACAUGGUACAAUCAAACAGGACAGAAACUUGACUGCAGUGAAGGAGCAGGAACAUGGCUGUCUGUUAUUUUAUUAAUUCACCCUGUGCAUAGAGAAAUGGGAGGUGGACUUCAUUAGCCUUCCUUAGACUCAAAUGAUCUUAUUCCAAGACUCGAACAGCUGAUUAUGAAACCUAGGUGGCAAAUCUUGGUCCCUAUGUUGUUAGGUGAUCCAGUCCUGCUAUCUCUGCAAUGAAGUGAGAAAAAGGGAAGCAAAUAUAGAGAGGAAAUUAAGGUCAGCAUUUUUUUUAUUAAAGGGACACUCAAACAACUUUAGCUUAAUGAAGCAGUUUGUGUAUAUAGAUCAUGCCCCUGAAGUUUCACUGCUCAAUUCUCUGCCAUUUAGGAGUUGAAUCAGUUUUGUUUCUAUUUAUGCAGCUGGAGCCACAACUCCCCUGGCUGUGACUGACUCAGCCUGCAUGAUAACAAAAUGGUUUAAAGGACCACUCUAGGCACCCAGACGACUUCAGCUUAAUGAAGUGGUCUGGGUGCCAGGUCCAGCUAGGGUUAACCCAUUUUUUCAUAAACAUAGCAGUUUCAGAGAAACUGCUAUGUUUACGAAUGGGUUAAGACUUCCCCUAUUUCCUCUAGCGGCUGUCUCACCCUCAGGGCACUAUAGUGCCAGGAAAACGAGUAUGUUUUCCUGGCACUAUAGUGGUCCUUUAAUUUACAAUCAGAUGUAACUUACUUUAAAUGUUUUUGCCCCAUGCUCUGUAAAUUGAACUUUAAUCACACACAGGAGGCUCAGUGGUGUACACACAAACCAUGGGGCCCCGGUGCGAAAAUUAUCAGUGGGCCCUCCCUCCCCCACACACACAGAAACAUACAAACAAACAGACAGGCACACAUAUAUACAUACAGACAGACACAUACAGACAGACACACACACACAUACAGACAGACAGACACACACAAGACACAUACAUAAAAAACAGGCAGACACACACACACACAGACAUGCACACAUACAGACAGACACACACACACACACACACACAAGAUGCACAUACAUACAUACAAACAGACAAGCACACACACAUACAGGCAGACACACACACACAGACAUACAUACAUCCACAGACAGGCACACAUGGCUCAGGUGAAUGGGAGUCAGAGUUCCCACUCUGACUCUCUCUGCUUCCUCCUGCGCGGCUCUCAGUGUUAGCUGGGAGGAGUGAUGUGCAGUCACUUCCUCCCAGCAGUGAUGUCAUCACAGGGGGCCCGGUCAGCGCUAAGCGCUUUAGCAGCGCGACCAGGCCCCCUUACCAUUCCGGAGAAGAUGAUGGCGGCGGAUACCUGGUCACAGGGGUCCGCAGGGCGGCCGAGCCUGCUGAGUGGCGGGCUGGGUCACAGCUGCGUCCCCUGCGACCACGGUAUGUAUGCUGCUGAGGAGGCUCCUGCAGGGUCUAUCAUGCUAUUACCAGAGCAAGAGAUAAGAAAUUCUAAAUUAAACAGAUAUUGCAAUAAAGUGUAAACACUAGAUGACUCUUUACAGUAAGUAUUUAGGAAGGCUAUGUAAAUCACAUGUAGAGAGGUGUGGCCAGAGCUGCAUAAACAAAGUAAUAUAAUUAGAGAUGUCCCGAACAGUUCGCCGGCGAAUAGUUCCCGGCGAACAUCGCAUGUUCGCGUGCGCCACGGUGGGCGAACAUAUGCUAUGUUCGGUCCGCCCCCUAUUCCAUAUCAUUGAGUAAACUUUGACAACCCCCCCACCCGCCGCUUGGGGCUGGGGGUUGUUAAAGUUUACUCAAUGAUAUGGGGGGGGGACCUACUGUCCUCCCCCCGGCCCCCACCCCUGAGCGGUGGGUGGGGGCCCUAAAAAAAACAAUAGGGGGGAUUGGUGGAUUGAAAUGGCCCCCACCCACCGUGCAGGGGUGGGGGCGUGGGGGGAGGACAGUAUUUAUGGCCCCCACCCGCCGCCCAGGGGUGGGGGCCAGGGGGAGGACAGUAGUUCCCCCCUCAUUAUCUUUAUGGCCCCCACCCGCCGCCCAGGGGUGGGGGCCAGGGGGGAGGACAGUAGAUCCUCCCCCCCAUUUUUAUUUAUGGCCCCCACCCGUCGCACAGGGGUGGGGGCAAUAGGUUUUUUUUUUUUUUACAGUGAGCAGCCACUGGCUGCUCACUGCUUACUAGACAUGCCCCUACUCGCUGCAUAGCGAGUAGGGGCAGAAUUUACUAAUACUAAGUAAUCUUUACUUAGUAUUAGUAAAUGUGGCUGAAAGACCAAUUUAGUUCUUUCAGCCUUUUAGUAGAUAGCUCUCUAAUACCGUGGGAAUUAGGGAGUUAUCUGCUAAGCGGCUUCAAGAUGCAGCCGCAGAUCGGAGUUUGCAUGCCACAGUCCAGGUGUUAGUCCCCUUGAAACAACUUUUCCAUCACUAUUGUGGCCAGAAAGAGUCCCUGUGUGUUUUAAAAUUCGCCUGCCUAUUGAAGUCUAUGGCGGUUCGCCCGGUUCAAUAAAUUUCGUAUUCGCGACAUCACUAAAUAUAAUUCCUAAAUGGCAGAGAAUUGAGCAGUGAGACUGCAGGGGCAUGAUUUAUACACCAAAACUGCUAAGCUAAAAGCUAAAGUUGUUUUCAUAACUAUAGUGUCCAUUUAACUUAAAUCAAUAUAUUACAGAAAUAUAAUGCCCAAAGUGGCUUAACUAUAUAUAAAGAUGCUUUUGUUAAUUUAUUGUUAUCAUAUCUCUUAGAAUUUGGUUUUAUGUUCCAAUGUUCAUUAUAUAGUGUAUAGUGAAAUAGUAUAAACCACAAGUGUUGAAACAAGAAUAAAUAUUCCUCAAUUUCCUGCCUUCAACUGAUAGCCUGUCUUUCACUGCCAGAAGCUGCACUAGUAUUCAGUUUAAAAAUAGAGCCUGUUGCUUGUUCUGGAAAGAUUCAUUUUACAUUUAAGAGGCCUACAUGUCUGCCAAGGGGGCCGGACAUUUAUUGCAAGAAGCACACUUUGCUAUUUUUCUCAAUGAAGUCACUGAAAAUUUUAUUUUUAGAAAGUUAAUAAACUCUCCUUUCCAUAUUUGAGUGAAUCAAGUCAAGAUUUGCUUCACGUUGGAUUCGGUCUACAUUAUAGUCAGCAUUUUCAAAUUUAAAAAUCAUGGGUUCAGUGAAUGAAUAAGGGCAGUCAGAAAAUCCUUGUGGGCUACUUGAUUAUUAUUUCCUACUUGUACAUAUUGACAAGGUUCACGAGACUUGGGCACCAGAAUAAGUGAAAGGGUUGUUGUGUUCUUUUAACACAUUUGGUGCUAAGGGAAGGGACGCCUAUCACUUGUUUGGAUCGGUGCUGGGUCAUACUGAUAUAAAGUUUUCACAUAUUAAACCAACAGUGUUUAGGGUUUACCUGAAUAAUAUUUAUUUAACAUUCCUUUCACAGAAUCCAGUCACUGGACUGCUCCCCGCCAGUAAAGAACAGAAAGAUGCCUGGGUUCGGGACAAUGUGUACAGCAUCUUGGCUGUAUGGGGACUAGGAAUGGCAUACAGAAAAAACGCUGAUCGAGAUGAAGACAAAGCCAAGGCUUAUGAACUCGAACAGGUAAGAAAAAUUGCUAAAAAAAAAAACCAGUGUAUGUUUUUUUUUUCCAGGAAUAUUUUAAUUGUAAGUAAAUCAAUUAAAGGAACACUCAAUCCUUAGAAAAAGUAAAUUUUAUAGAGAGCAAAUUCUUAUUUAUAUGCAUUAUUUUUGGGGUAAUAUUUGGUGUUCAUUAGAGAAAUCUUGUUAUAUUCCUGAUUCCAUUCAUUUUCUAUGUAGAAGCACCCAGCCUUUUAAUAGAUCAUUAGGAUCUUGCACAGACUCAUGCAGUUAAGUAGGCUGUAUAGAUUCAGCCCUGAAUUAAGAUAUAAAUGAUGUGUGAUAUAAAGCAUUGACAUCGCUAUGGCAUCAAGACUAACCAUUUAAAGCAGGCUUCCCCAAACUCCAGACCCUCCAGAUGUUGCUGAACUACAGCUCCCAUGACUCUCCGCCUAUCUAUUUCAUUCAGAGAAUCAUGGGAGUUGUAGUUCAGCAACAUCUGCAGGGCCGGAGUUUGGGGAAGUCUGAUUUAAAGUAUCCUCUGAGAACCAUAACCCCUGCAGCCUAUUGUAGUGCAUAUGGGGCAAACUAUUAAGUGCUUAGAGUGUUAGUUCAACUGUGACUUUCACCAAGCUAUUUAUAGUCACAGAGAUAUUAUGGCAUACAAGAUUGUUCUGAAUUGACCUGCUCAGGACAGUUUUCCGUGGAGUUACCAUUAGACUCAUAAUUUUCCAAGAUGCUGAGUGAGACCCAGGAUCAAAUGAUUUAUAAAGCACAGUUCAGCCUGAGUUAAAGUUGACCCUUGGGUAGUCCCAGGAUGCAUAUUAAAAUUAAUAGUUGUUAUUCUGUGCAAGUAUCCUGGUAUCAGUGGUGUCAUAUAAAUGAAUAUGUUAAUAAACGAUAACAUACUACAAAAAGGUACACUGUCAAAGACAGGAUUGUGACAGGUUAAAGAGGAGCUGAGUGAGUUACUAUUAGAAAGGUUGACCUUUGGAACCUGGAGAUGAGACAGAAGAAUGUGUAAUUAAACUACAAUAAUGUGUUUAGAAAUAAGUAUGUGUAAGUAUGAUACAUUGUUCGUGAUCUAAAUUACAUAGUUGCAUAAAUUGUUUUAGUAAAUUUAAAAGAAAAUAAUAAAAUAAAAUGUUGCACAGCUUUGUGGAAACAUUAGGCUAUAAGGGAAGAAAUUUUAGGGAUGUGCUGUGCUAAAAUUCUAUACUUGUUUCUCCUACAGACUUAUUCACUAAAGUGAGAAUUCAAAGUGAAAGUAAAAAUUAAGGUCAAAAUAUCCAAAACAAAGAAAAUGAUCUAAGUCAGCUAUGCUUUCACUUUGGCUACUCUGGCCUGAAAUAGGAAAAUCACUCUGAAAUGUCACUUUAGUAAAUAAUUGUAAAAGUUACCAAUGUAACCAUGGGCUUCUGGCAGCAAAUUUCCAACUGCCUCAACUGGCAAACAUUGCACAAAAGCUGGUGCAUGGUGCACAAGUGUCUUCUUUUUGUUAUUAUUUAGUAUUAUUGUAAUGUGCCAGCAUAUACUGUAGCUCUGCAUAAUUGGGGGAAAGCAAUACAUACAUAUCAAUACAUGCUCAUGUAUGUAACAUCAUUUUUUUUUUUUUUUAAUUUGACAAUUUUUAUUUUCAAAUGUAAAUAGGGUACAAAAAGGAAGAGGGAAGGGAUUCAUAGUAAAUAAUUUCACAUUUGCUUGUUGCAGGUACAUUAUCAUGGUUAGGUUUACAUCUUUGUUAAGGUUAAGGUUGAGAACUCUACGUGUGUCACAUCUGAGUGGGUUAAACAGUGGGUGUAACAUAUGUCUCCUAAACACCAUUUUCUACCUUUUCUGUUGAGGUCUUACUCAUGAUGGCCUGGGUUUAUGAGCUAUCAUGCCUUGUCAUGUUUGGGACCCAGGCUCCGCAUGUUACCUUCAUCGUUGGUGAGUGUGCGGGGAUUGGGUCGGUUGGGGGGGAUGGGGGUUGUAGGCGGUUGGGGGGGGGGUCGGUCGGGACGUGAAUGGGUGUAGCUGGGUUCAUAUAGGUUGUGUACUGUUUAAUUGAGGUUUUCGUAGUUGGACGUAUUCGUUCCCUCUCCGUGAGGGUUUUUAUGAUCUUGUGUGUCAUGUUAAUGGGGUUUGUUUUUGUCCCACAGCUCCCAAGCUGCUGACCAGUGGAAGCUUUUCUGCUGUGUCUUCCUUGCUAAAGUUUCAUAUAGUUUGGCGUGCUCUAUUGUUUCUAUGCAUUGUUUGAGCGUUGGGGUUGUUGUUUGCUUCCACUGUCUGCUUAUGACAGUGAGGGCCGCAAUUAUGAUAUGAUAUGUCAUGUAUUUGAUGUGUGUAUGUGGCUCCUGUGGGAGCAGAAGUAGGAGGAACUUUUCAGGUGUUGAGGGUAGUUUCAGCCCCGUGCAUCGGGUCGUUAGGUUUGCAACUUGUGUCCAGUAGUGUUGAAGCAGUGGACAGUGCCACCAUAUAUGUAUCAGAGUUCCUUUGUUUGGCAUAUCCAGCAUGAGUCAGAUGUGUCAAGGAAGCUGUGUUUGAGUCUUGUGGGAACCAAAUACCAUCUGUAGAGUAGCUUGCAUGAAAGUUCUAGGUGGUUUGUACAGAGUGUUAGUCGUUUGUGGGCUUGGUAGAUGUCUUGCCAUUGUUCUUCCGUAAGCGGGUGUCCGAUGUCCUUUUCCCAUGCUGAUUUGAAGGAGGGUGGUUGUUUUCGGCAUUGUGUAUGUUCAGAGGUGUAAAUCAAGGAUAUGAGUUUCUUUGCCGACUUGGUUUUGGUGCAUAUCUGUAUUAUUUUAUCCCAAUGUGGGCCUGGUAUCUGUGUUUCUGGUUGUGCCAGUUGGGAGUUCGUCCAAGAUUGUAUUUGGAGAUAAGAGAAGGUUGCUGUGGAUGGCAGAGUGUAUUCUGUUCCUAGGUCUGAAAAUGUCUUAAGUUUGUUGUUUUGUAGUAGUUGAGACACGGUUUCCACCCCAUGUCUUUGCCAGAGCUUGUGGUUGAAAUCGGGAAUGAAUAAUCGUAGUGCUUCGAUAGGGAUUGCUGGGGCUAGUGUUGUCUUUUUUCUAUAGUUGUCCCAUAUUGAGAGGGUUAGCGCAGUAGUAGGCAGUAGUUCAGUGGUUUUCAGUCUGUGGGUUUUGGAUAGCCAUGCCAGAGUUGGUAGUGCAAGUCCCUUUGCAUGGUUCUUCUCUAUUUCGGUCCAUGCUGUUGGGUUACAGUUGUUCGACGCUGUCAACAGUGGUGCUAUUUGAAUGUAACAUCAUUUUAAUGUGCAGUGCUUACCAUGGUGACUAGUUGGCUUCAGGGCCGCCACCAGAAAUUCUGGGGCCCCUAACUCAGCUCAGGGUCUGGGCCCCCUGGGGCGUGCCUCCAAAUACCGCCCACAGGGUCCGCCUCCAAAUACCGCCCACAGGAAUACACACACAGACACAAACACACACACUGAUACAAAAGGACAGAGAUACAUACUGACACACACAUACUGAGACAUACACACAUAUACAGACACACAGGCAUACAUAGUGACAGACAGACACAUACUAACAUAAAUACAGACACACAUCCAUACACACAGGCAUACGUUCAUAAUAUGCAUUCAUACUGACAUGCAUAUAUACAUAUAUAAUGACAUACAUACAUACAUAUAUACAUACAUAGACAUACAUACAGACAGACAGACAUACAUGCAUGCAUACAGACAUACAUAGACAUGCAUGCAUGCAUACAGACAUACAGACAGACAUACAUGCAUGCAUACAGACAUACAUACAUAGACAUACAUGCAUGCAUACAGACAGACAUGCAUACAGACAUACAUACAUACAGACAGACAUACAGACAUACAUGCAUGAAUACAGACAUACAUACCUACAGACAGACAGACAGACAUAGACAUACAUACAUACAUAGACAUACAGACAGACAUACAGACAUAGACAUGCAUGUAUGCAUACAGACAUACAUAGACAUGCAUGCAUACAGACAGAGAUACAUACAUACAGACAUACAUACAGACAGACAGACAUGCAUACAGACAGACAUGCAUGCAUACAGACAUACAUACAUACAUACAUAGACAUACAUGCAGACAGGCAUACAUAGAAAUACACACACACACAGAGCUCAUUUUCCAGCCACCCUCCUGUUUCUUACCUUUUCUUUGCAGGAGGGUGGCUGGGGAUGAUUGGAGUAGUCGGCUGGCUCUCCCUCACUGCCUGGCUUGUGGUCCUCCUCUGCGGAGUGAGCUGGGAGGAAGUGACCACUGUUUUUUUUUUUUUUAAAGGGGCCCGGUCGCGCUAUUGCAUGGCCACAGCUCUGACUGUGCCCCUGAAGAUAUAGAGCCCAUCGGGUGGCCCUAAGUGCGUGGGCCACCCGAUAGGCCCCAUCAGCGUGCGGGCCCCAGUGCAAGUGCACCGGCGGCAGUUCCACCGCUACACAUGGGGCCCAUUAUGGUUGUCACCCCCUGAUGGCGGCCCUGGUUGGCUUGUAAUCAAAAGGUAUAUGUCCCUUCAAUUUAACACACUUAAACAGGACGUCACUUUUUUAUAUAGUUGUUUUUUUUUUUAAUUAAGAGCAACAUUUUUUUUUUACUUCAUGACAUUGCAGAUGUAAUUUUAUAUAAAACAUAGUAAAACAUAAAAAGGCAGAGGUUACAGCUUAAAAUAACACUGAAGACACCAUAACCACUUCAACUGAUUGAUUUGGUUAUGGUGCCUGGAUUCCAUGGAACCAUACUCAAAUACACGGAGACACACUCUCAGAUACAUGUGGACUGUAGACACACACAAUGCACAUUACCACACACUCAAGACAAACACACAGUCAGACACAAACACUGACACGAAUACCUACUUUUAGUCACCCUCUUGUGUGCAUAUAGUUUCACUGCGGCAGGGUAUUUUGCUGCAGUAGUGUGGAACUUUCUAUUGCAGUCAAGCAGCUUUCUCAUUGCUGGGCUCUGUUUGUGAUAUGGGUGUAAUUAAAGGAUCACUAUAGGGUCAGGAACACAAACAUGUAUUCCUGACCCUAUAGUGUUAAAAUCACCAUAUAGCCCACCUGGGCACCACAUGCCUCCAUAAAUAAAGCAAAAUCUUACUGUAAGCCUGAAGCUGUAGAUCUGCAUGCUGUUUGCCUAAGAAAAAACAGUCUGCUGACAUCAUCAGAAGUUGUGACUUGAUCCAAUCACAGUGUUUCCUCAUAGGAUUGGCUGUGACUGACAAGGAGGCAGAUCAGGGGCAGAGCCAGCAUGAUUCAAAUACAGCCCUGGCCAAUCAGCAUCUCCUCAUAGAGAUUCAUUGAUUCAAUUCAUCUCUAUAAGGAAAGUUCAGUGUCUGCAUGCAGUGGGAGGAGACACUGAAUGUUUGGAUGCAUUUUAGGCAGCCAUGACCCAGGAAGGAUCUUUUAACAGCUAUCUGAGGAGUGGCCAGCGAAGUUAUCACUAGGCUGUAAUGUAAACACUGCAUUUUCUCUGAAAAGACAGUGUUUACAGCAAAAAGCCUGAAGGUAAUGAUUCUACUCACCAGAACAAAUGCAAUAAGCUGUAGAUGUUCUGGUGACUAUAUUGUCCCUUUAAUAUAAAGUUACUUCCUCCUUCCCAGCAUAAUGCUGCCGGUGAUGAGUUUGUGAUCUUGGACGGGCUGUUCAAAAGCCGUGUGCUUUAGAAAUAUCUCCCCAGCUGGACUGAAUUGCAUUAAAGGGCCCCAUGUGGGUCUCGAUGUUUGUCUAGGCCCCUGAACACAUAAUGGCCAUUCAUGCUCUGAUGAUGGCCCUGUACAUUAUUAUGGUUUGUGGGAGGAGCACAACCAGGCUGUUGGCUGCUGGGGACCAAUAUUUUCCACGAAACAGUGACUAAACCGUUUGGCAAAGAUGUGGAAGCUGGCACCCAUGGACUUCAAGCAACAUAACCACUUAAAUCAGUUUAAGUUGUUAUAAAGCCUGCAAUGUUCAUUUAACUUUAAAAACACAUUCUAAACAUUAUAAUCUCUACAGCUCAAUCUCCUGGGUGGAUUAACCCUGUGAACUCAUCUUUUCUUUAAAAGCUAAUUCAUUCGAUUGUAUUUAUAUAUAGGUACAUUCCAGAAAUUAAUCAUUGAAUUAGUUAUGUGUGAAUGGAGAGGAUAUCUUUACAUAUCUCCUUCCAAAAAGUCUAUUUGUAGGGAAAGAAUUUUACAGAUUUGCAGUGUGUUUGCAGACUGUAAAACUAUUUUUUUUUUUUUACCGGUUUUGAACUUUGACUCCAUUUUACUUGUUUAAUCAUCCUCUGUGUGUUGAGAAGUAAAGUGUAUUUACCAAGCUGAUUCACCGAAUGAUUCCAAGAUUCAAAUUACUCAGUAUUUAUGAUUUAUACCGUGGCAGGUGAGAAGCACUCUGCAAGCUUAAAGGAACACUAUAGCAUUAAGAAUACAAACCUGUAUUCCUAAUGCUAUCGUGCUGUAGUCCCUAAUUAGAUUUACCCUCUGCAAACACAGUAUGUUGGAUAAUAAAAACAUGAAGGAUCAGAGGUACAUUUGAAAAGAAGAAAACACUGCAUAUGUCCUUCUGGGCUAAAUUAUUAUUAUAUCUAUUAUUACAUUUUAUUAUUAUGCUCUGUACGCAUAUACAAUACAAAGGAUUUACUAUUUGUUUAAACCCUUUACUCCCAUUACAAAUUUACAUAAGGUGCACAUUUGCACUUAUAGAGCUAGGAAUAACUUGCAACGAUAACAUGGCAUGAAGGAACAAAUAGGCAUUCUUGUACACUGUAGAUGAGAUUCUGCUCUUGUGAACUUAGUGCAUCAUUGAGAGAUUACCAGGACGCUUGAGAAUUUUUAAUUUGCCCAGGAGCUUCUUCUAUGGGGCAAUGAUGGGACUGCCCAACAAUUUGUGUUUUGAAAAUAGGAGGUGAGAGAGCUGAGCAGGAGGUGGAAGGAGCUACAGCUGUGAGAGAUGAGCAGGAAGUGGCAGGAGCUACAGUUAUCUUACCUAGAUAGAACCCAGCUGUCGAGUUUAUGAAAGUAACCUGCACGUUUCCCAUUAUUGUUAAACUUUUAUACACCACAUCUCAAUUUCAUCCCUCUAACCUAUAUCAUGAUUUGACACAUACUUUUCAAAACUCGAGGAAACUAUCAUAAUCCAGGGUGACAUGCAGCUAGCAAUGCCCAAUCACAAAGGCUGGGAAAUGGCAAUUUAUGUCUGCAAUAGACCGUUCUAAAUAGUAUGCAGAGACAGCUGGCUGAAGACAGGAGCAUAUGGCUUAAGCAGAGGUUCAUCGUCAUCUGCUGUCUUGGACCUAGAAAUAACAGACAAGAGUUUAUAUUCUAACCCAAUACAGGCUGCUACUAUUAUCAGAACUGGCUGCAAUACAGAAUUAAAUGACUAUUUAUUCAUUAACUAAUCCAAAAUAAUUAAUUAUUAGAUUAAAAAUUGUGGUUUAUGCAUUUUGACAUUAGAAUUAAUGACUAGGGUUUUUGGGUGACAAUUGAAAUGAUUAGUGAUUGCGAUGAUGUGAGAAUUGAUGCAGAUCAUGCAGGUGGUCUCAUUACUAAAAAUGGGGGAAAUAAACUCUGACUUUGAAUCGUCAGUCAGUGAUAUAUGUAUAUGGCACAUUUGGCAUAUAUUGGAAUUCUUACUACAAGCUUGGCCUAACUGCUUGUCUUCAGUGCUUAAGUUCACUAAUAGCAACAUGGAAACUAGUAAACACCCGCUGAAAUGUUUUAACAUCUACUGGAAAUACUUCCUUUGCAGACUUAAGGCUAUUAUAGCAGUACACAGAGAGCUAUUAAGUAUUAGAGAUCUUCGACAAGCAGGUGUCCACAUAUUAUUGAUCAUGUAUUGUAACACUUUAUGAUAUACUGAAAACACUUUCUCUAAGAGCCUCGUUUGCAUCCUUUAGUCUAGGUUUUCUGUUUUUAUUUUGUUCCACCUUUAUAUUUUCUUUAUUUAAAAUUCCAAAAAGUAUUCACCCACUGCCUGAUUUCCAGUAUUUUUGGACAUAUGUCAUUUUACGUGGUUUUAGAUCUUCAGAAAAAUGCAACGUAUGACAAACACAAAAUCCCCCCCCCCAAAUUUUUUUCUCCAAUCCUUUUCCAAACAAUAUAUUUUUAUGUUAACAAUGCCCUAUUUUAAUAUAAUUACGGCCCUGCACCCAAACCCUGCAAAAAGAUAAAAAAAAACACAAAACCUUACCUGACAUGCAUCGCCAGGCGAUGCUCGUAACACUGAUCUUCACUCCCCUUCCCAACGUCAGCUCUGCAGUCAUAUCACAGGCUUCUCCGAGAAAAGGGAGGUACAUUUUAUUUAAAAAAAUAAGUAAAAAUUAUUCAUCUAGCAGUGGGAGGCAGGAGGGAGCAACUACAGGGAUGAAGUAAGGGGAAAACUAGAUCCUGUAGGGGGAACAUUUUUACAUCUGUGGCCAGCAUGCUGUGUGUUUAUGACAGAUGUAAAAUAUGCACAAAAUUGACAUUAGUCAGCCUGAAACAGAGUUCUGCGCUCCCUAAGUCACGUAAACCUUGGGUGCAGCUAGCCCCCAGCACACCAUGGGAAAUAACGCUGGAUGUGCGGUGUAUCAGGCAGGAUCCUACCACCAUGACCACUUUAAAUCACUGAAGUGGUCAUGGUGGUUGGAGUAACCCUUUAACGAAAAAGUUACUCAACACUAGAUGGCUCUAUGUGAAAAAGUAAAUGGCUCCUUGGGUACUCAAUCACCAUCUUGCAGCAUUUGGCUUAACUGCACCUGAAUGGAGAUACAACUGAUUUCUCUCCUAUAUUACUCUAGAAAAGCACCAGAUUUACUUGCUAAUUGACAGAUCACAACAACUACGCCCCACGAGCUGUAGUUGCUGGGGAAGGGGACUAAAGAACAGCAUGCAGAAAUUUUUCCUACUCUCCCAUGUCACUCAAGUAUAAGAUAUAGGGCUCAAUUUAAAAUCCUGGUUCUUUCUUACAAAUCUCAACAUAACACUGCUCCAACCUACCCAUCCUACCUCUGUCCGUACUAUUACCUCUGAUGCUCACCUUCAAGACUUGUCCAGGGAUACACUGUUCCUGUGGAACUCCCUUCCCUGCUCCGUUAGACUAUCACUCAGUCUCCAUUCCUUCAAAAAAUCUUUGAAAAUGCUCUGCUUCAGGAAAGAGUAUUAAUUAAACUUUUUACAGUUUUUCAUCUCUGCACCCUGAUUCCUCUGCUGCAAUUGUCAAAAAUAACCUACUAAGCCCUCAGUGAAUACUUUUAUAGCAACUUCUUUUCUACCCUAGCCUUACCCUUUGUGUCACUAUACCCCACUACCUCUUGCAUGUAAGCUCAUUGAGCAGGGCCCUCAACCCCUCUGUUACUGUGCGUUCUACUCAUCUGGUUACAAAUACGUGUCUGUCAGUCCACCUAUUAUACAGCACUACAGAAUUUGUUGGUGCAUUAUAAAUAAUAAUAAUAUGCUUAAAUGUAAUUGACAAGUUAGUGGGGGAACUAUAUCCUUAUACAACAUUAUUGUAACGGAGCUCCUAGUACUCCAACCGAGUACCUCCGUUGAUGGAUGCUCUUAGUGCUUCCCGACUCCAAGUAUUCCACUUGACACCAUCAGUACUGCAGACCGAACCUCUCUUCCUGCAGAGAGCGAAGCUGGAACAAGCUCUUAAAAGAGCUUGGUGAUUAUAGCUAGGGGAGUAUGUAGAGUAUAGCAAUCCCCCAGUGUAGAUGCAGCCUUUUCCUCCAAAUCAUGAGACGAGGCUCUAUGUUGAGGGUCAAAACAGGAACAGAAUAACAUCGCCAGAGGGUUAAAGUUUAGCACGAGCUGAUGAGAGGUUGAGGAGGGACAAAGCAGCCAGCUUAAUUUAAAGGGCCAGAACAGUCUUUUAAACACCAAUAAGUCCAAAUAGUGUUUUUAAAGGGCCAUACACCCCAGGGCCAUAAUCAUGGGGAAGGAGGCUGGCAAUCAGGCUUCUCCAUAAGCCAGGGGAACAGGGUAGUUUGUCACAUGAAAAAACAGUGACAAAAGGCCUUUUGCCACAAUUAUAAUUUCCACUAGGACUUCCACAAUGUAAAGAUGAAAUUUAAUCUAAUAUAAGCAGUAUUACAACAGUAUGUAAAGAUGCAACUUGUGAAAAAUAAAGAAAUUAAAGUUUUUUUAAAAAUUUAAAUAAUUUAAUAUAAGCAUGUGUCUACCAUGGGGUACUUAAAGGAUCAUUGUGCACUAAAAACAACACAUGCAAUACAUACAUAUAGAUGUAUAUAUUUGUUGUAUUUAAGUCUCUUCUUGUGACAUGAAAGUGGUCCCCAACCUUUACUGAAUCCAAACACAAUCCUAUUCAUUACACCCACAGCAGGCUGGAAAAAUAUGCUGAUUCAUUAAGCCUUGAACAGUGAGAGUUUCUUGGCUGAAUAAUUGAAAAAAAACAUUCAAUUGAAAAGUACAUUCCUAAGGAGGGAAGAAAAAUGGCAAAAUCACAAACAUGCCUCAUAUGAUUAAACCAGAGUUAAAGAAACUCUAUAUUGUUAGGAAUACAAAGCUGUACUUCUUACACUAUAGUCUCCCUCUGCACUGUGCCCUGGUAAACUUCUCCCCCUGCCUGCUGGCAAAUAAAUUAUUUAAAACACUUUUUUUCACUUACCUUAUUCCAGAGCCGAGGUCGGGCUACUCCUCCUUCAAUGUCACCACGAUAGAGGAAUAUAAUCUGCAUCCGUUGUGAGUGCCGUGGUUGCAUUAGGCUUUCUUUAUAGAAAAUAAAAACAAAUAGUAGUAAGAGAGGUGAGAACGGACAACAGCUCAAUUAGCCGUUAGUUCCCUCUGCACGAGAGAUACGGCAACCCCAGACGAUUGUUUUAACCUUGUAAGGUAUCAUCAGUGAGGUAUAGUGAGGUAUAGUCAAUAUCCCUCUUGAGCAUGGGGUCCACGUCUGGAUUGCCCUUUAAGCUUAAGGAGAGAAAAACAAGUAGCAAGAGACAACAGCUCAAUUAGCCUGCCCUUUGGAGUCCCCUCUCAGAUCUCAAGCUGGUUUUAGCUCAUCUAGUGCCAUUACAGAGAGAACAUAUCUGAAGCAUAUCAGACUGGUCCCACCCUUACGGGCAGUCCAAAUCUGAAAUGCCAGCAAGUGCCCUCUGUACGAGAGAUACGGCAACCCAGACGAUCGUUUCAACCUUGUAAAGUAUCAUCAGUGCGGUAUUGACAAUAUCCUCAUAGUGCCUAGGCAAUAAUUACCUUGCAGGGUUAAGUCCGACAGCAAAUAGAGGGACUUCUGUCUAAACGAUGCUGGACGUCCUCACGCUCUGCAUGAGGACAUCCAGCGUCGCCGGAAUCCAAUGGGAAGUCUAAUGCGCGCACACGACCAUCUGGAUUCAGAUGAGUGACUGAAGGGAGGUGGGCACUGCAGGAUUUUGCAGUGCCAGGAAAACGGGUUUGUUUUCCUGGCACUAGAGAAUCCCUUUAAACUCUGUGUGAAUUGAGAAAGCAUCUUCAAGACAGCCACUAGAGGCAGUCUGAACCCUGCAAUGUAAACAUUGCAGUUUCUCUAAACCUGUAAUGUUUUAUAUUGCAGUGUUAAGGGGACAGGGACACUGUACCAAGACCACUUCAAUGGUGCAGUGUCCCUGUCCCCUUAACACUGAAGUGGUCUGGGUGCCUAAUAGUGUGUUUUAAGUUACUCAUUCCCAGACAUUUCAAGCAUGUUCCAUUAGUUAAACACACUUUAAGAAUGCUUAAUUUUAUUUUGUAUUCUGCACUUGUUGUCUCAUACAUUGAACCUUCUUUGCUAAAGUUCUAUUUGCUUUGCAUUUGGUAAACUAUUAAUUCACAUUCAAAUUUUAUUUGGGUAAUGCUGCAAUAAGCUGCAAAAAUUGCUUGUAUGUGAAUAAUACAUUAAAGUUGUGUGUAAAUUCAAAACGAGCAGGGAACAUGAAAUCUGACUUCUAAUGACAAAGUUCUGGAUUGCUAUUUUUAGAUUAUUGUUGCAUACAUGCUUACAUACAGUAGAUAUAAAUUGACUAACAGCUAGUAUGGAUCCCUCUAUGGGAACAAUAAUAUGGACUCGAUUGUGUUUUGUUAAAUAUAAGGUUUUUUGUUUAUUAACUAAAAAAUAAAUAUAGAAUAGCACAGUGCAUGGGGGCACUAAAGGAAGAACGUUGUGUUCCUCAAAGAGUCUUGGGUGAUUCCAAAAUAAACCAAGUGCUGUGCAAUAUUCAGAGCUUGCUAUAUGUUUGUGUAGUAAUAUCUUACUUGUAUCAUAUGGUAAUGUUUGUUGUAUUUUUUUCCCAGAGCGUGGUGAAGCUGAUGCGAGGGAUUUUGCACUGCAUGCUGAGACAGGUAACAGUUUAUCCUGUAUAUAUCCAAUUUCACAAAUAAAUAGUAAUUCUUUCAAAUAUAAAUGUAGAAAUCUAUAUAAUUACAUUUUCUAAAUUAUAAACUGCCAUAGUGCUUUCUGCAUGAAAAAAAGAAUCCGUUAUAGGGAGCACCAUCACCAAUUAAAAAAAAGUUUUAUUUUAUUUCAUACAUUGCUUUUAGAUCCUUUAUACAAAAAGAAAGAGUGUUAUCCAGCAAUUAAUAGAGAAACUAUUAUAACACUACAGUCCAAUUCUAAUAUUAAAGGGACACUAUAGUCACCCAGUCCACUUCAGCUCAAUGAAGUGGUCUGGAUGCCAGGUCCCUCAGGUUUUAACCCUUCACAUGUAAAUAUAACAGUUUCAGAGAAACUGAUAUGUUUUACAUUUGGGGUUAAGCCAACCUCUAGUGGCUGUCUUCCGGACAGCCGCUAGAGGCGCAUCUGCGAAGCUGGAGGCGAAUUUCUCCUCCAUCGCGCAGAGCGUCCAUAGGAAAGCAUUAAGAAAUGCUUUCCUAUGGACACUUUGAAUGUGUGCGCGGCACUUGCUGCUCAUGCGCAUUCGGCUCCAGUGAUGUCGGACGGGGGAGCUGACAUCAGUGGGGGAGGAGAGGUCACCAGCGCCGAGGGAGCCCGGUGCUGGAUUAAGGUAAAUGGCUGAAGGGAUUUUAACCCCUUCAGCGCCACGGGAGGGGGACCCUGAGGAUGGGGGCACCCUUAGGGCACUAUAGUGUCAGGAAAACCGCUUUGUUUUCCUGACACUAUAGUAAUCCUUUAAAAAAAUAAUGUAACAAUAUUCACAAAAUAACAUUAUUUUAGAUAAAAGAUAUUACGGGAAUGCCAAUACACUUAUACCUAAGGAAAACAUUCAUCACUAAUGUGCCAUAUUUCAUGUAUGGCUCAGUUCAGUUUAACUUUUGCUUUGUGACACUCUGUAGGUAGAGAAGGAUUUAGAUCCCAUGGGGCCCUAGAGAGUUUACUAGUGUGCGGGCUUCUUCAUUGUUCUAGAGCCCCUGUUUAACUCCAGUGCCCAGUGGGUGGGCACCUACUGUCACCUUCUGAUUAAUCCUGCUCUGUCUGUAGGUACCCUUCAAAAUGCAAAAUAAAUGGCAGAACCCUUAGUGAAGUGAGAGUAAAUAGAAAAUAUUUCUGGAAUACAAAAUAUUGAUGAAAAAUAAAUUACUACUUUAUGAACCUGCAAAUAAAAAUUUGAACUCUACAAUGCACACAUAUAACAUGAAUGAAAUUGUUUCUCUACAUGAAAAAAAAAGUAUCUACUGCAGACUUCACUCACCUGUUGCAAAUUAAAAUAAAUGGUCUAUCACUUGCCUUGACCCCAACACAAUUUCCAAAAAUCCCUCAAGUUAUAUUUUAUAAAUAAGAUAAAUUGUACAGUUUUCUUUGCUGUUGAUCGUGUCAUUCUUUGUGUUCGUUAGGUGGAUAAAGUGGAAAAGUUCAAACACACACAAAGUACAAAAGAUUGUCUGCAUGCCAAGUAUAACACAGCAACGUGUAGUACUAUAGUCGGGGACGACCAAUGGGGUCAUCUACAGGUGGAUGCUACCUCCCUCUUCCUGCUCUGCCUGGCUCAGAUGACGGCUGCAGGUAAAAGCCAAAUAUUAGGUUUCAGCUUGUAGCCCCCAUGCUAGGUACAAUAUUGUGUUGGGUUGGCAUUUUUUGAUUGCAGUUUUAAACUUACUCACCUGUGAACUUAGCCACCAAGUGGUGAUUCUAAUUACUUGCUGCACAUUCUUAGUCAACACAUUUGAGUUUAAUAUGUUUACCAGUUCAAUAUUUAUGAAAAUGAUACACAAUGCACAUGGCUCCAUUGUCAAGCAUUAGUAUAAAAAAAAACAGUUGGAGUGAUUUAGCAUUUUUCCUCUUUGCUUAUUGAAUGUAUUUAUUUUAAUAUCCAUCCUUUCAAUGUAGUCUGAAUGGUUCUGAUAUGUUUUAAGACAGAUGUUUUAGCACGGACAUUUGAACAUUUUUUUUUUAUUAUUAACUAACCCUGACAUAACUAACCCUGACUGUUAACCCUAACCUCUUUCCCUAAUGUCUAACCCUUACCUGAUGCAUCCUAAUUUCAUAAUUAAUUCCAACAGUUCUCAUUGCUUAUACCUAUCCUUGACCACCAAGCUAGUAACCGGUGACAUAAACCUCCAGCCUAACCAUCUAACCAAUAGAUAACCUUAAACCAUGUGUAGAAAUUGUGCUUGUUUUUUACAAAUCUGAUUAUUCUUGGGAGUAUUCAAAUAUUAUUCAGAGUAAAUCAACCUCACAAAAAUGACAACACAAGCUUGAUCUCCAGCAUUAAUGUAGUCUUCAUAACAUUAAUAGCUCAUGAAUGAAUCUGUGAAAGUGGGGAUCAGAGAGGCAAAAUCAAAAAGGUACACAAACCAAGCACCAUUAACUUUAAAUAUUACAAGAAUCCCUCUAAUUAGCCAUAUUUACCUCACCAGCUUGGAUAAAAUUGAGAAAGACUGGGCAAGUUCUUAUUUUUGUUCCAUAGCUUACAAGUAUAUCCUGCCCCAGAUUUGAUUUGAUUGUUUUCCAUGCAUUGUGGCAUAUCUGUAAUUGUGAACAUUAUCUUAAAAAUAUUAAUUUUAUUGACAAACAUUUUUUGAAAUAUGAAUUAGUCUCUCAAAUAGUGUUGUCGUAGAGAUUGUAGCUGUAUUAAUCUAGUAAUGCAAAGUAAAAUAACAGAUUAAAUUAUUACAAUAGAUAAUCGAUACUAAUUUCAUCUACAAAAUAACUUGUGAUUUGCUGGUCUUGCAUAUAGGUAAAUAUUUGCAUAGAGACAGAAAUUGCAUUAUUUGCCUCUUUUCUUUACUGUAACACGAUUUUCUAUUGUUAACUUGGUGCAGCUCGUCCAUCAGUUCUGUGGGCAAUUGUGUAGUUUAUUGUCAAGUAUUUCUCUGCAGAAAACUUUCCCUGUGUCAUGAAUCCUUCAGAGCUAGUUACAUUUAACAUGACAGCACAGAGAAUUAUGGCUUUUAUUGCUUGGAGUGUAGAGACUCCCAUGCACAGUUUCUGCAGGGAAACAAUGACUGAUCCUACUUUAUCUGUAAACGGAACUGACCCUAAAAUGCUAUAAAAUGAAUCAGUAGAAUGUUUAAUCCCACAGAUAUUAUGUGACGAGCCACAGGAUAAUCUCAAACUAAGACCUGGAUUCCAUUCUGUCCGCAAGACCCAGUCGUAAAUUCACUGAUUUCAGCUGAUAUUUUUAUUGAAUUUUGACUGGAUUUUACUCCACUCAAAAUUCUUGCAGCUGAACAUGAUAAAUGGGUCAACUGUUCUAAAAAAAAAAAAAAAAAAUGCAACAAAUAUGCUGAUUAACCCUGUUUGUCAUUAAACAAGAAAUUGAAUAAAACACUAAUACAAGGGAAGCAUUAAACCACCCCCAUGAGCCCACUCGCCGUGCUGGGAAUAGGGGCAUGUCCACUAAACAGAUAGCAACCAGUGGUUUAUUUCACGGACUGGGCAGAGGGGGACAUUAGGUCAGCCCUGGUUUAUUAAUAUUAGUGUCCCCCAUCCACCACACACGGGUGUGAGCUGGGCAUUACAUUAGGUACACAUUUAAUAAUCCCCAUCUGCCAUGGGUGGGUCAGGUUAAGAAUUAUUAAAAUCAGAGACAUCCAGGGGGCUGGGAUUUGAUAAUAUCUCUCCCCUUUAUUUUAAUUAGAACACUACCUGGUGACUGUGGGUGUGGGGGCAGGCACUAGGAUUCCCCCGUGCCCUUUUUAUAUACUAGCCCCCACUCGCUAGCUAUGGGUGGGAGUACGGGAAUGGACAGUGAUCUGUCCCCCCCACAUUUUUUACAUUGAAUCCUCCACCCAAUGCCCAUGGAUAAAAAGACGGGGAAGCAGGUAGGGACAUGUGCCCCGUUCUUUCCUGUAUGUUGUUUUUAUUAUUUAUAAAGUGCCAGCAAGUUUCAAAGCACUGUACUAUAGGUGGACUAACAGAGAAGUAUUUGCAACAAGACAAUUUGAAUGUACAGGAACAAAGGGUGUUGAGGGCCCUGCUCAAACAAUCUUACAUUCUAGGCAUGUUAUUAGUAACUACUAGGCAGCAAUAACUGCCUGGUCGCUAGUAUUUUAUGACCAUACAAAAGUAACAAUGUAAAAUGUCCUUGCAUUAAAAACAUUGAAGGGUUGAUUCAGGCUUAUUCUUCAGCCUUAUGUAAUGGUAUAAGCUAAUUCUACACCGUUGAUAAUUAUUUUGAAAAUGAGUUUGUUUUUUGCUUCGUGUGUUUUGCACAUUGGAGCAUGUCACUUGAACGUCUGUUUACUAAACCAAAAAUUGUUGAAUUGCAGAGUUUACUCCAUUAAAAUUAAUCCAUUGGCUAUUAUUGCGUAAACUUGCAAGUUCCUCACAUCUGCGAGUUUAGACCAUAAAGCUCAUUGUGUCUGUCGUCGUAAAGAAACACACGUUAAAAUUUGUAGAAGAAAUGUAUCAAGUUCUGUGCUACCUAAGAUAAUAACCAUGGAUUUUAUUUUACAUUCUUCAGGACUCCGUAUUGUGUUUACUCUGGAUGAAGUGUCCUUCAUACAGAACCUUGUAUUUUAUAUUGAAGCUGCUUAUAAAGUUGCUGUAAGUAUAUCAUCCCAAAUGUGUAUAUUCACAUAAAAAGAAUACAAAGGUCAGCAGUUGAAACAGAAGAAAUGUACAAAAUGUCCUUGAAAAUUUCAAAAACUUCAUGUAUCGGCUCAGAUUUUUUACACCAACAGAUAUCUACACAUCUGCAUUCACUUCUGUACUUUGACCAAUCUCUUCAUUUUCAUUAAGUAUGUAUUGAAACUCUGUAACUACUAGCAAUGUUGCAAAUGUAUAUCUCCUAAAUGUAAUAUGCAUACCAUCAUUUCAUAAUGAUACAGAGAUUAAAGAGGUAAAUUACUUGUACAUACCUUUUACUGAAAUUCAAGAAAUAGCAUGACAUUCAAAAUGUUUCAUCUUAAAGGCUCCACCAGCCAAAAACAAAUGAAAAUAUUUCAAAAACACUAUUUAGUAACUAUACCCCAAAUGAAAACAUGCAUACAUUUUAAUUAUGCAUUUUGUUAUUGGAGGUAUAUUUAAAAAUAGCUUCCAGAAAGCCUUUUUUGUGGGUAGUGGUACUUUAAAUAUCACUAUAACCUUAUGAUCUCCCUUCCACAAGCGAUUUUCUGCUGAGGAAUUCUGAAUUUAUUUCCAGACAAAAAAUGUAAUGGAAAAUAUUGUGUUGCAGCAUCAUAUACAGGGUGACAUGAAGUCCCCACAUUGAUAUUGCUGUAACAAACUAGCAUCUGUUACACGAUCAUAGCACAUACCCUGACCAACUUACUGGAUCAGUCUUUUAAUACUUUACAAGGUGGCCCAAUUCUUAUAGUAUAAUUGUUGAUUAUCUAAAAGGAAUUUAAGGGGCACUAUAGUGUCAGGAACACAAACGUGUAAUCCUGACAGUAUAGUUCUAAAACCACCCUUUAGGUGGUUGGCCACCCUUACCUCUGGUGAGAAAGGUGAUUUACUCACCUUUUUCCAGCGCCGUGUGGGGCUCCUUGCAUCUGACCACAGCGCACCCUUUGACUGACAUCAACAGAAUUGCCAUAGGAAAGCAUUGGAUUGGCUGAGAUUGUCAAUUCUGAUGAUCUCAGCCAAGAAGGUGGGGAAGGGGACGCCACCAAAUGCUGCCCUGGCCAAUAAGGAUCUCUUCCUAAAGAUGCACUUGAGCACCUCAAGUGGUCUUUUUGAGGAGUGGCCACAAGAGUUGUCUCUAGACUGUAAUGUCUCUGAAAAGGCUGUGUUUACAUUAAAAAGCCAGCUGUAUUUGUUCUGGAGGCUUUAGUGUCCUUUUAAGCUUUUUUUAUGAAAUUACCUCAAAUCAAUAUCUAUUGAUAUAAUCUUAUUAAGAUAGUGGAUCAAUGAUUUAUAUUCCUACACAAGAUGUAGCCACAAAAGCAAUCCACACACAUCUAAAUGAUUAACACAACAAAGCUUACAGUAAAAAUUACAAUGUUGUAGAUUAAAGCAUUACAGACAAUUCACCUAUUGAGGAUGAUGUACAAAUGUACAAUACAGUAAUGCAGGACCUUUAAAUGUACACUACAAUACUUGUCUCAGUGAUUUCUUUCAUAUUAUGUUUUUCUCAGGAUUAUGGAAUGUGGGAAAGAGGAGACAAAACAAACCAAGGAAUUCCAGAACUCAAUGCCAGCUCUGUGGGAAUGGCCAAAGUGAGAGCACGUUUUAUAGUAUUAACACUGGGCUUCAUUCACUAAACGGUGAAUUGUGUUGAAUUACAAAUUCACUCUAAAAUAUCCAAGAUGUGAGCAUGGCCUAAAUUUCACAAUCCUUCCAAUUCAAUACAAUUCUCAGUUUAGGAUAUAAACCGUUUAUAUUUAAAACCUAAAAUAUCAAGAUUCACUGCAUGGCAACAGUGGCUCUUGCUUACUUGUGUUAUUGUCACAUAUUAUCGGUAUCGGACAACAUGUUAAUAUACACCAUGCCAAAAAUCAUAUUGAUGGUUGUGGAAAACCAUAGUAACCACACAUACUUAUCACUGGUCUAUUGACUACGCUUUUCAUUUUGAUUGAUAGAUUGAUGGCAGUUAACAACCCAGGCACUAAAUUCAAUAAUAAAUCCUUCUAAGUAUGCAAUACUUCCUCUUUAUUUCACAAGGUCUGGGAUCCGUGGCCUAGUUAUAAAGAAAGCCAUUAAACAUGAUCACAGAACGGGGUGUAUGCUCCCCAAUAGUAACGUAUAAACAGGGCCGGCCUUAGGGGUGUGCGAGCUGUGCGACCGCACAGGGCGCCAUGGAACAGGGGGCGCCCUGUGGCCGACACAGCUCACUCAUGGCCGGAGUGCAGGGGAGCUAAAAGAGGUACCUGGCUGGAGGAUUAAUUAUUCUCCACCCGGGUCUAUUUAAAAAAAAAAAAAAAAAAUCGCGGCAGAGGGGGCGGGGUUUACCGAGCGGCGGAGGCGGGGCUUAUCGAGAGGCGGAGACGGGGCUAAUACCUCCCGAAGCCCCUGCUGUACAGGAAGAGGGAAAGAUGCUUCCCCAUCAGCCAACUGCAUCCACUGGAAAGAGGUAAGUGUGUGUGUGUGACUGUUUGCCUGUUUGUGUGACUGUCUGUCUGUGUGUGUGUGUGACUGUCUGUCUGUGUGACUGCCUGCCUGUGUGCGUGUGACUGUCUGUGUGUGUGUGUGACUGUCUGUGUGACUGCCUGUCCUUGUGUGUGUGUGUGUGUGUGACUGUCUCUGUGUGUGACUGCCUGCCUGUGUGUGACUGUCUGUGUGUGUGACUGUCUGUCUGUGACUGCCCAUGUAUGUGACUGCCCAUGUAUGUGACUGCCUGUGUGUGUGACUGUCUGUCUGUGUGACUGUCUGUCUGUGUGACUGCCCGUGUGUGUGACUGCCUGUGUGUGUGAGACUGUCUGUCUGUGUGACUGUCUGUGUGUGUGACUGCUGUGUGUGUGUGACUGCCUGUAUGUGACUGCCUGCCUGCCUGUGUGUGUCUGUCUGUAACUAUCUGUCUGUGUGUGACUGCCUGCCUGUGUGUGUGACUUUCUAUCUGUGUGACUGCCUGCCUGUGUGUGUAUAACUGUCUAUGUGUGUGUUACUGUGUGUCUGUCUGUGUGUGUGACUGCCUAUGUGACUGUCUGUCUGUGUGUGUCGCUGUAGCUGUGCCAUUGUUUGUGCCUGUGCCUGUAUGUGUGACUGCCUUUAACUGAGUGUGUGUGUACAUGCCUGUAACCGAGUUUAAAUUUCCCCCACCCCUUCCUGUCAAGGCCGCACUUUGACUGACAGACGCUCACUCACUGACAGACGCACACUCACUGACAGACACACACUCUCAUAUACACUGACAAACAAUGACAUACACACAUACACUAUUACUUGGACACACACUGACAGAUGCACACUCUCACUGACAGACGCAAGCACUCACUGAAAGAUGCACGACUCCACUGACCGACACAUACACACUGACUGACACACACUCACUGACCGACACACACUCACUGACCUACACACUCACUGACCUACACACUCACUGACCACACACACUCACUGACGACACAUACACACUCACUGACGACACAUACACACUCACUGACUGACACAUACACACUCACUGACUGACACAUAUACACUCACUGACUGACACAUAUACACUCACUGACCAACACACACAUUCACUCACAGACACACACACAUUCACUUACAGACACACACAAUUACACACUUACAGACACACACACACACACACACACACACACACACACACACAUUCACUUCAAAAUAAACACUCACAGACACACACACAGACAUUUCCACUAACACUCACAAACUAAUAUUUUUUACAUUUAUUUUAAAUCCACCCAGCCUCCCUGGGAAAGCUGGAGUGGAUUUCUUACCAGCAGUCCAGUGUGGCUGCUGGGCAGGCAGGCAGGGGGCGCACAGGCUGAGUAAGCAGCGCUUAGUGAUGCCGGGAGCCAGACUGACGUCAUAUUCUGGCUCCCGGCUUCAUUAAGCGGCGCAGAGGAAGCUGAGCAGGAAGAGCUCAGGUGAGUAUGCUCCUUCGCUGCCCGCUGCCAGCCUUGGGGGGGCUCAAAAGUGGCCAGCCGGUCAGCUCUUGAGCCCCCCAGGAUGCGAGGCAAGCAAGGGAUCUGCCUGGGGGUUUGGAGGGAUGCUUUUUUUUGCCGCCCCCUGCAAAGUGGCGCCCAAGGCAGAUGCCUUGUUUGCCUCGUGAUACACACGUCCCCGGUGCCUGUGUGUGUUACUGUAUUCAGGCAACUUGGUGGGAGGUGGGGGGGGCGCCGUGAAGACUUUUUGCACAGGGCGCCUAAUUGCCUAAGGCCGGCCCUGCGUAUAAACAUCUUUGUAAUAUAUGCAAUGUUACAAAGAAAAAAAUAAUAGCUGCUGUACAAUGAAUUCAGCUAAACUGUUUUGGUCUAAAAGGUUUCUUCUUCACAAUUCAUUGUUUUAACACCUUCACUGCCAAGUUCUUUGCACGCAAAUGGCCAACAUAUUUUUUUUUUAUUUUUUUUUUCUGGAAAGGAACUACUAAUAAAUAGCAAAUUAUAUGAUGUCAAGUGGCACUAUCUUUAUUGACCAUUGGCUUACAAACAGUAAAACUACUAACUACAAGUUAUUCAAAUAUUGAAAGAUGAGUAUUCAAGGCAUAUGGGUACAUGCAUUUGCCAUCUGGGAAGGAGUUAAAAAAUAAACUUCUUAGGCAUUCUAUUAUAUUGUCUUAGUUUUUAUUUUUUUUAUUAACUUUGUGACUAGUUCAAAACAUUUCCUUAUUUUCACAUUUCCUUAUUUUCAUGUGUAUUUGAAGGCUGCACUGGAAGCUAUAGAUGAACUUGACCUGUUCGGAGCCCAUGGUGGACCAAAAUCCGUAAUUCAUGUCCUACCUGAUGAUGUGGAGCAUUGUCAAGUAAGUUGAAUUUGAUUUAAUUAUAUAUUUCCUUAGCGACUGAACUAUGAAUAUUAUAUGCCUUUAUAUUUUUAAUUAAAUGAAGCAAUUGAUCAAUAGGUUUACAGCAACAUCAUCAUAUCUGACAAGUAAAAAGCGAAAGAGUAACAGACCACAAUGCAAUUAAUGAAUAAAAUAAUGAAAUUGUUUUGCAAUCAUUAAAUGUCCUUACCAUACAAGAUACAUCAGUAAAUCUGUAAAGUGUUUACUAGCAAAUGAUAGAUGUCACCAUGCACAAUAUUAUAGCAUAUCAUUAUUAAUAUUAUUUGUAAAGCACCAACCAAUUCCACAGCCCAUGUAACGGGUAGAGAAAAUAUAAUAUAAUAUAAUAAGAAAUUGAGACAAAUGUUUGUUUUUUUUUAAAUUAAUUUUUAUAAAUAAUUGCUUAAAGGAACAUUCCAAGCACCAUAAACACUUCAGCCGUCUGUAGGGGUUAUGGUCCUGGAAAUGCCUUUGAGCUCCCCUGUUGUAAAGUGUCAAACUCUUUUGAACUAUUUGACUUCUUACUAGGGUCUUCUGGGCACUGUUCUCUGCCUCCACUUCCAACGCCGGAGAGCUGGAAGUUCCUAACCUGGAAUCCCUAGCCCUGUAAAUAAUGCUUGGGAACAUUGUUGGUUGUUGAGACAGGGAGCAGAACCUGAUGGAUCCCAGGUCAGAAGUCAAACUUUUUAUAAACAGUUUGACUCACUCCUUACAAUGGGGGACGCAAAGACACUCCCAGCACUAUAGCCACUAAAGCUAGCUGUAGUGAUUAUGGUGAUUGAAAUGUUUAUUUAAUCUUUUUUAUGUGAGGUUCUUCAUUUUAAUAAAUUGCUGUGUACUUUUCCCUACUCCUAUUUUAAUAAGAUUUUCUGAUGGGAGGGAUGGUAAGUCUGUUGCAGAAUGUACUUCUUUAUUUGCAUGGGUUAAGAAUCUAAACAUGAAAUGUUAAAUAUAAACUAUGUGUUUUAAAGUUAAAGUAGAUGUAAAAAACAGAUAAAAUGCGUAUCUUGUAAUACCUUUUUUAUUGGACUAACAGAAUUUUUUAAUGACAUGCUUUCGGAAGAACCUCCCUUUCUCAAGUCUGAGCAGGAUGACACAUAGAAUUCAAAGUUGAGUUGUGAUACAGGGGUUAAAGCAAAAUGAGUGUAGAUAAGACACAGGUUUGUUAGAAAAUAGACACAAUUUUUGCAGAGGGUCCUAAAUAUCUUUCUGAAGAGCAGAGUGAGGGGGGAGAGAGGGAGAAGAAAAACAAACAAGCAGAAAGAGCAGAAGAUGGUGCACUUUAUACAUACACACACACACACACAUAAAUAUGUAUAUGUGAAUGCACAAACACAUGUACAUAUACAUAAACACAUAUACAUACAUGUACAUGAACUAAUAUACACAAAUAUAAAUGCACAGUUAUAUAUGUAAGCAUACAUGCAUAUUACUUUUAUAUAUUGAUAGAAUAAACAUAUUGGAAUGCGUUUUAAAGUGUUGAUACAUAUGACAGAACACCAUCCUUGUAACCAUGGAUGUGGAAUCUCUAUACAGCAAUAUUCCACAUACAGAUGGCAUCAAUGCUUGCUUCCAUUUUCUCUCUCAUGUCAACAACCAAAAAUACAGCUACAAAUUAUCACAGAACUGGCACUAUUUAUCCUCACACAUAACUACUUCAGUUUCAACAAUGAGGUUUACCUACAAACCAUGGGCACUUCUAUGGGCACUAAGAUGGCACCCCAAUAUGCUAAUCUGUUUAUGGCAGAUCUUGAACAGAGAUUCCUAGAAAUACAACACACCAAACCAUACAAAUAUUAUUGCUAUAUCGAUAAUAUCUUCAUAAUUUGGACUGAAAGUGAAAAAAAACUGAUACAGUUCCAUGACUCUUUCAACACAUUCCAUCCAUCAAUCAAACUAAAAAUGGAAUAUUCCACUAAAUCUGUGAAUUUCCUGUACACCACUGUGACAUGUAACAAUGGCACAAUCCACACCUCGGUUUACAGAAAACCCACAGACAGGUGCAGUUACCUACACAGCUCCAGCUUCCACCCCUCCCAUACUAAACAGGGCAUCGUCUACAGCCAAGCCACUAGGUACAAUCGCAUAUCCUCUGAUCCUAAUGACCGUAAUUCCCAUCUAAAUGUACUCUCCCAAUCUAUGAGACAGAAAGGCUACAAACCAAAGACUAUUACCAAACAAAUCAACUCUGCUGUAAAAACUCCACGCAUGCGCCUGCUACAGUACAGAGAGAAAAAAAUAUCUACACGAGUGCCACAACCAAUAUUAACAGAAGAUGAGACUCUGAAAAACAUUUUCCCUGAAACACCCAUUUUGGCCUUCAGACAACCACCAAACCUCCAACAAAAAUUAAUCAACAGGAAGCUGCCCACUGAUGGUAAGAAUUAAGAAAAUGGUACCAGUCAAUGCAAAAUACCUCGCUGCAAACUGUGUCAACACAUAUGCACAGACAACACAGCUACACACAACAAUAAAACCUACAGCAUUAAAGGUUCACACUCCCGCACAUCCAGCAAUGUGGUAUACAUGAUUCAAUGCACCAAAUGCCACCUAGGAUGCUACAUUGGGGAAACCACCCAGCCAUUAAAUGGUAGAAUGAAUAUGCACAGACACUCUAUUAAACACCACAAAGAAGAAUCCUACUGCACUCCUGUGGGACACCACUUUACCCAGCCUGGCCACUCACUGAAGGACCUAAAAAUCAAAGUACUGAAAGGGGUUUUUAAAAAUACCCAGGAAAGAAAAACUUUUGAAGCCAGAAUGAUUAAAUGGUUUAACAGCAAGAAUAGAGGACUAAAUAUUGAUUUGGGUUUCCUGUCCCACUACCAACACUUUACAUGAACACUCCCCCACAUUAUCUUACUGUCUUGUCAUAUGUAUUUAAAACACAUUCUAAUAUGUUUAUUCUAUCAAUAUACAAAGUACUAUGUGUAGACCUAUGCUUUCCCAUACUCUUAUGCAUGUAUGCUUAUAUAUAUAUGACUGUGCAUUUAUAUUUGUGUAUAUUAGUUCAUGAACAUGUAUGUAUAUGUGUUUAUGUAUGUGUAUAUGUACAUGUUUGUGCGUUCACAUAUACAUAUUUAUGUGAGUGUACAUGUAUAAAGUGCACCAUCUUCUGCACUGUCUGCUUGUUUGUUUUUCUUCUCCCUCUCUCCCCUCUCACUCUGCUCUUCAGAAAGAUAUUUACGACCCUCUGCAAAAAUGGUGUCUAUUUUCUAACAAACCUGUGUCUUAUCUACACUCAUGUCGCUUUAACCCCUGUAUCACAACUCAACUUUGAAUUCUAUGUGUCGUCUUGCUCAGAAAUGCUUUAGACUUGAGAAAGGGAGGUUCUCCCGAAAGCUUGUCAUUCAAAAAUUCUGUUAGUCCAAUAAAAAUGUAUUACAAGAUACAAAUUUUAUCUGUUUUUUACAUCUACAUCACUGGACUAAUACGGCUACACUCUCUACUUAAAGUUAUAGUAUCUGGACUUUGUGCUUGUUGUUUUAUAGUCUAUCCUUUACUCCAUGCUGCCACGAGCUUCCACUUCAAAGGAGAUUGAUGCUGGUCUCCUCUCCAUCAUUUCAUAUCCAGCAUUUGCCGUAGAAGAUAUGGCCCUGGUCAAUGUUACCAAGAAUGAAAUCAUCACAAAGCUUCAAGUAAGAUUCAAUUUAAUCUUCACAUAUUCUUCAUUAUUUACUUUACAUUGGUACAGAUUUUAUAUAUUCUUUCAAUUAGUUUAAUUUUACUUAUAAUGAUGCCUAAUCAAUCAUAUCACUUCCAAAUCAGGGUUAGCCUUUACAUUGUGUGAAUAGUUUAAUAACUACAAGUGAUCAGUUCAGGUUUAAGAGGCCUAGUUAGCCUGCACAUCAGAGAUUUCUAUAAAGUGGUAUGUGCAUCUGUUAGUGUUCUUUAAUUUAUAUCUACGUAUGUGAGAUCUUCUGCUUUACCCUCCUCGUCUUUCCACCCACAGUUAGAGUAUGAUACUGUGUAAGUAACAUUAUAAAGAAUGCAGAAUCUAUGUCUACUCUAGAAACUGAGAUGCAUCAUGCUGAGAACACCGAAUGCCAGCCUUGGCACGAUUUUACAAAUCCACGCUUCUGAAUUCUCCAUAACUUAUUUUAGCAUGGCUCUUUAUAUAAUUUUGCUGAUUUUUUUUUUUUGUCUUCUUUUUAAUUUAGGGGAAAUAUGGCUGCUGCCGUUUUCUCAGAGAUGGUUAUAAAACACCAAGAGAGGUAAAAACAACAAUCAUUAAUUACCAUUAUAAUUUGUGACAUACCAAAUAUAUUAAAAAAAUAGAGAUCACUGUGUGCUUAGCCAUUGUGAUAUAUCCAUACAUCAAUAUUGGCAUAAAAGAUGCAUUUUAUUCCCGUUUAAAAAAAAAUAAAAAUGUUUUGCUUUGUUUUUUUUUAAUUCAACAUUUUAUUGAUGUGUGUAGUUUAUACAUGCAUAAAGGUUUUUAAUGAGAAGAGACUACAUGGACUGCACAUCUAUGCAUGUUUUUAAAAAUAUGCAACUGAAUUAUGUUCUAGGAUCCAAACCGAUUGCACUACGACUCCACAGAGCUCAAAUUAUUUGAGAAUAUAGAAUGUGAGUGGCCAGUGUUCUGGACUUACUUAGUGAUUGAUGGAGUUUUCAAUGGAGACAAUGUUCAGGUAAUGAGAAAAACCUGGUAGACAUGAAUUUAAUUGUAUCUAUAUAAUUUGCAUAGUUGCUUAUUUAUUAUGUAUAUUGUGGUGUAUAGAGUUAUUAAAUAUACCUGGGCACAUGUUACAGGCCCAGCAAAGUCUGACAUGAUCGAAAAUAAUGUCAGAUUGCAUUAUUGAUGGGUAAAAACAUAACCGUGCUUUUUCCUAUAAUAAAUUAGUAACUUAUUGAGUUACUGUGUUGGAAGAGAAAGUUGAACACAAUUAAAAGAACUUAAAAUAAUACACCAUUACCCAAAUAUUGUAGAGUAGUGAGGUAUAAACAUUGCAACUGUCUGUUUGGUGUGAAUUAUAUAGUACAUAAUCAAAACUCAAAGUUUCUACUUGCCAGUAGCCAUUGGCAAGUGAAAGUUUAGCCCUUGUCAGUGGUAAAUUCACAUUAUGUUUGCAUAAACAUUUCAAAUGAUUUUUAAAAAAAAAUAUAUUAAAAUAUAAAAAAUAAAAAUAAAAUAUCAUAUCACUCCUGAGACCAUAACUACUAUGGUGCGCUGCAGUGGUUAUUGUGCAUGGGGUGUUCCUUUAACACUAGAGAAUGGCAGACCUAUCCAGAUAACAGCACCCAAACAUUUUAACCAAGGUACAUUUCUGAUAAAGCAUUGAAUUGCUGUAGCAUGGGUAGACAACCUUCAUGCACUACAGAUGUAGUCCACAAUAUCUGGGGUGCUGAAGGUUGCCUGCCCCACUGUUAGAGGAUGUCUCUAUCUUGUGAUUAUAUUACUAAUUCUGGUAUGUAAACUAAUCACCCUUUCAGUUUCUAUGUGUAAUGUUUUGUCCUAUAUUAAAUUAACAGGCUUUUGUCAAUCAAUGUUAUGCUUUAUUUUUUUAUUCUUCUCUUCAAUAAAUGUGCUUUUUGUAUUUAAUUAUGUAGUAGUCCGCAACAUAUCUUCUUACCUAAAUUCUCUAUGUGGGCAAGUUGCCACGUUUUACCAUUAAAUUGUGAAUAGAUGAGUUAAGGAUAAUACACCAAGGCCUUGAUGUAAUAAGCUUUGUAAAUGAUUCAAUACUGUUAACAAAACGUUCCAAAUAUUAUAUCUACAACAAUUCCCAGUUAUUCGAUUUUAAUGGUGUCUUCUGUAGAUUAAUCAGUAGGAAUGUUUUUCUAAUAGUAUUGAAUUAUUUGUAAAGCUUACUAAAAAAAUCAAGGCCCAUGUAAGGAAAUGCUAUCUUAUUAAAUAUUUGUGUUUCGUGCCUAAGGUGCAAGAAUACAGGGAGGCUUUGGAAGGAAUAGUUAUUAGAGGAAAGAAUGGCAUUCACCUUAUUCCAGAACUGUAUGCUGUCCCAUUUAACAAGGUAAUACACCUGUUAGACAAAUAUGAAUAAUGUAUUUCUGUGCUUUAGUAUAAUGUAUAUUAUACAGUGUCAUUGUUUUUUUUUUAUAUUCUUUAUUUUUAUUGUGCAAUUAAGUACAAAUAGGCUUGUGAUGACAGCAUGUACAAGCCUGGAAGUUACUUACGUGUGAAUACAUUGCCUUGGCAGGAGAUAAAUGUACAUUUUUAAGAUAAUAGUGAAUUUAAAGGACCACUAUAGUGCCAGGAAAACAUACUCGUUUUCCUGGCACUCUAGUGCCCUGAGGGUGCCCCCACCCUCAGGGUCCCCCUCCCGCCGGGCUCUGGGGUGAGGGAGGGGUUAAACUUACCUCUUUCUCCAGCGCCGGGCUGGGAGCUCUCCUCCUCCUCUCCACCUCAUCUCCUCCUCUUCGGCUGAAUGCGCAUGCGCGGCAGGAGCUGCGCGCGCAUUCAGCCAGUCCAUAGGAAAGCAUUCACAAUGCUUUCCUAUGGACGCUGGCGUCUUCUCACUGUGAAAAUCACAGUGAGAAGCGCAGAAGCCCUCUAGCUGCUGUCAAUGAGACAGCCACUAGAGGCUGGAUUAACCCAUUUAUAAACAUAGCAGUUUCUCUGAAACUGCUAUGUUUACAGCAGGCAGAGUUAAUCCUAGCUGGACCAGGCACCCAGACCACCUCAUUAAGCUGAAGUGAUCUGGGUGCCUAUAGUGGCCCUUUAAUAUCAAGCAAAAACAGCCUAGACUAACUUGUCUGUAUGGAGAUCAGGUGCUGUUCGUGUUAACAAAGAAAGCUAGUUAGUCAUGGAUAUCGUAUGAGAGUAAGCAUAUAGAUGUUAAUACGAAGACCUAAAACAAUAUUGUGUAGACUAAAUGAAAAUAAUUAGUUGCUUUAAUUCAGACUGAACAUGCUGGGCUAUAAGGUAGACAGAGUAAACUUGCAUAUGAUUUUCUAUCUAGUCAUAAAGAUUGUCAUGUGGAUAGCAUCAGACAUAUUGUUCAAAAAGGAACCACUGUUUUUAGGUCACUGUAACAUUACCUCAGGAGCCUCACCAUAAACAAGAAUGUAUUUAGAGUAUACAGAUGAUUAUAAAAUUAAAGCUGAUAACUACUAUUGAACUGAGCCAGAUUAAAGUAAAUAGAAUUUGGGUAGUAAGGGCUAUAUGUAAUUGAGAGUCCGAAGUCAACCUAUUCCCUCACUCAGAGGAAGCAUGCUGAAGGUCGGGAGUACAUUGAUGAGGUCGACUGCGCUGUGGUGAGGUCUGGCAGCCCUGUUGCCCCAGGCCAAAAGAAAGACUGGCAUCCUUGUUCCGCGGAAUAGUGGAGACCGGGAUGACCCCACGGGACACCACAGGAUCUCAGCGGGGAUGUAAUGCCAAGCAGGACAGGAGAACGGCCGCCUCUCCCGCUUGGUGCACUCACUAGUGACACUGUUAUUUCUUUUGAGUAGACCACUCUUCAUUUUCCAGAUAAAAUAAGUCUUAUGUUGAAUUUUGUAAUAUUAGGUUUAUUUUACUGGCCAUAUACUCCCAAUCUCAGUUUUUUAAUGAUUUAGUUGUUUUAAUUAGCUGGUCAGUAUGCUUAGUAAUAUGCUUAACAGAAAUGACAAUACAUAUAUUUAGCUUAGAAUGCUGCCAAACAUAGGUUUUGUAAUGAUUUGCCGUUCUUUGCUUUGCUCUCAGAUUGAUGAAGAAUAUCACAGCCCACAUACGGUUGACCGUGUUUCUUUGGGAAAGACACCACAUAUGUGGGGACAGUCUCUCUACAUCCUGGGAUCACUUUUAGCUGAGGUAAUAUCUGUAAGCCAUUAUAAGUGAGCUAUGUAAUUAUUUAUGGAACAAACAUGGAACUAUGGCUAACAUGUCUAUGGAAAUGCCUGAAUUUGAAGGACAGGAAGUAAGCUUUAAUAUUAAUAAGCCCACGUGUACAUUAUUGUGAAAUUGCCUACAUGUGUGGCAUAGGCUGCAAACUAUAGUUAAACCCUCAGGUAUCAACUGCGCAUUAUUUUUCCCAAGUGACUUGGUAGCAGCUUUUAAAAAAACAACUGUCAGAGAAUUUUCUGAGUUGUCAGUUUUACAUUUAAUUAAACUUAAAAGGACUCUAUAGUCACCAGAACCACAACCGCUUAAUGUAGUGGUUCUGGUAGUGGUUCUGGUGUCUAUUGCCUGUCCCUGCAGGCUUAUUAAUAUAAACACUGCCUAGGAACAUCUCUAGGCUGAACAUUCCCCAUAGAGAUGCAUUAAGAUGCUGAUUGGCGCACCCUGGCGUUUUGCCGCUUAUGCACAAUUGCUUCCCAAUGCUUUCCUAUGGAAAAAUAUUGGGGUGGGUGAGAUCAACAUGUUUAGAUGAUCUCAGCUAUGGAGGCGGAGUCAGCUGUGGAGAGACCGGUGCAGUGUGGGAGAAAAGAUAAGUUUAAAAACAUUAUUUCUCCAGGUAUGUGGCACCGGACACCCAAAUAGCUAGUUUAACACAAUAGUUUCAGGAAUAUGUGUGUGUUCCUGACACUAUAGUGUUCCUUUAACUAUAUUUUAUAAUGCAGAUUGAUAUAUUUUUUUAUCUGGCUGAGCAGCCAUGUUGGGUCAGAGUCUACAGUUAUACGUGAUUUUUUUCUUCAUUAACUGUAAUAAACUUUAAACAACAAGAAGUGAAAAAUUGAUAACUGAUGUCCUUUAAAACCACAGACAACAGUUACACACUUUUUAUACAAUAUUCAUACACCUGUCGUGAAUUCUUCCCAUCAUUAAAUCCUGUGUUCUACCAUAUUCUGGGCUCUUUAAUGAAGAUCUUUGCAAUGUUAUGCACAACUAGGUCUUCCACCACCUAAUUUGCAUUACAUCUUUUCACAGAUAUUCUGAGCAGUCAUAAUGUGAAUAUUUUAUUUGGGUAUUUAGUUUCACAAAUACAUCAACUUGGAGUCCAUUGUGCAGUAAUAAACAUGUUAAGGAAGGCUCUCCUAAAAUAUCAGUUCGUUUGUUUCAUGAUAGUUUCUGCAUCGUUAGGCAUUUAUUGAGGGGACAAGGAGAGUAAAGGCAGGGAGAUACAUCAGGAAGUAGGCAGACAAAGGUGGGAGGGGGAAUAUACUAUGGUUAUGGAAUCACACUAGGGUUGGGGAACACAAUAGAUGGUGGGAAGAUACUCAAAUAGAUUGCUGAGACAUACGUAGGGAAUAAUAGAGCACAGACUAGAAGGAGAGAGGCUGGGGAUGGGAAUCAAAGGAUGAAUUGAGAAACACAACUACAAUGCAAAAAAGAGAUGAGACAUGGCAGGAAGGUAAAGCCUGGUUAUAGCCAGUAGAGACUGUUCGCACCAACAAAUGUUAUUUCCAGGAAAGAUAACAGGACGAUUAGAGCUCAUAGUUUAUAUUCAUGUUUCCAGAUGAGUACUGUAGGGGGAAAAGGCACAGCUCUAAUAAUAUAGUGUGUUAUCAUGGCUCACAAACCGAUCCUCAUUCAACCAUCAGCCAACUUUACUGCUCCCAAGAAAUGUAAUAUACAGCCGAUUCUUCAGUCACAAUCCUGGUGUAUUGAAAUCGACUUCUUUUUAUAGUUUUUCAUUAGUAAUAUCACAGAAAAUGACUUUUCUCUAACACACCCUUCUAUAUAGGGAUUCCUUGCCCCAGGAGAAAUUGACCCUCUGAACAGAAGAUUCUCAACAGCUUUUAAACCUGAUGUAGUCGUCCAAGGUUAGUCCAGAAAAAAUAUUUGUGUUUGUGUAACAAUGUAAACUGUUUUUCACUGAGACUUGAAAAUGCUAAAGGGGAACGCUUACUUCUUUGAAUAUUACACAAUUGAGUAAAGCAUUAUAAUUAUCAAUAACUUUUCAUGUGAUGCUCCAUUUAUUUCAAAACACUAUAGUGAGGAAUAAAAAAUAAACACAAAAGAGGUUGAUUUAUACAUUUAAAACAUCCUCGUACAUAUCAUUUUUAAUUGAACAAAACUAAUUAAAUCAUAACUAAUAAAGACAAUUUACACUGCAGCAUGUCUAGGCCCCAUCUCUCUCAUAUAAUGAUAAAGCUUUUCCCAUGUAUUCAUUUUCUUAUUAAUAUUCCUUUAACAUUUAGCUAUCGACAUCACAAUCCAUAUUGGUCAAGACAAAGCCAUUCAUCACAUUAGAAGAGAAAUAUUAAUUCUGUUUCUCCUCCCUUCUCUGUGCUGUCUCCCUUCUCUGUAUAACAAUAAUUGACAGGAAAAGAAAAUGGAGGCUCAGUUACAACAUACAGCUAAAUAUGGCAUAUGGGUUUAGUUUAAUUUUUAAAUCUUACAAACACAUAUAUUUGUUAAAUAUAGCAGAAAAGUAAACGUACAAUUGGAAAAAAAAACAUAUCAUGCAGUUGAUUGCAGUAUAUUUGUGGGUGGUCCAAAUAUACAUAUGAUUAUUCCGUUUUCCUUUAUUGUUCAUUCUAACGGUUUUCUCAUCCUCCCAGCAGUGAAAGGUUAUACAGGGUCAGAGGGCGAGAUAUUUUGGAUGCCCCACCACUUCCUCUCUUGACUCAAAAAAUAUUUUUCUGAUCUUUGUCCAACAUUAAAAACAAUUUGAGCCUAAGAAAUUGCUCAAUUAAACAUAAAACACAGACUUCUUUUUCCUUGCUAGAAUAUUUUAGCUCCUAACUGGUCUAGUGUGUGCUUAGUCAUACCCAUAAUGCAGAAAUAAUGUAUAGUGUAGUUUUAAAUGCAUAAUGUAGUUUUAAAAUAAUUUUGGUUUUAUUCUGUUUUACUGUUUUGCACGUGGCACUGUAUGACAUGCAAAAAAAAUUACAUAGCUAAAGAAUUAGGUCAAUGGGACUUUCACAGCUUUUACAUUAUGUUAGUAUUCAAUAACACUGAUUUCUUUUUUUGUUUUAGUUUGUGUCAUAGCAGAAUCUAAAGAAAUUCAGAAAAUGUUGAAAUCAAAUGGUAUUGAAGUUCAGUGCUUCUCCGAUAUGCGCCCAAUACGUGUGGUGCCUGCUAAAAUACUGAGCCAUUUGUACGUAAAACUUGGUGAGUACGGUUAUAUCUUCCUGAUUAACCAAAGAUAAACAUCUUUGAUAAAAUGCAUGUCACUGGAUUUCAGCCAAAAACAUCAAUAAAUAGUACAAAAUCAUCAAAGAUGCUGCAAAUCAAAUUAGUCAGUAAGUACAUGUAAAACAAUCGUAUAUAAUCUUCAUAUGCAUGUCCGAUUUCUUACAAGUCGAUAUUACUUUGACACAGCUCAUUUGUACUGAGACACAUUUAAGACAUAUUCUACAAAUGUAAUUUGUUUUCUUUACAGGAUAUAACAAAGCCAUGAAUCUAAGUGGACGUCCAUACCGCCAUAUUGGAGUACUUGGCACAUCAAAACUGUAUACGAUCAGAAAUCAGAUCUUUACUUUUACACCCCAGGUAGCCAUGAUUAGUUGUCAUGCAGCUAAAUAACUUGAUCAAUAGCUAUGAUGUAGACUAUGAGUUUAGGAAGACUUAUCUUCUACUAAAGAAAUUCAUUUUUUUCCAGGAUUACCAAAAGUCGAGUAAGCAUGUUUUGUCCACAGUGAAUGACUAAAUCCUUAAUGAGAUAUGUUUAUAUGUAGUGUGCUUAUCCCCAAUUUAUAUUAAAUACAUAAUGAUCAGCCACAACAUUAAAACCACUAACACAAUCAGCACUGUUACAUUUUACAGUUUAAGAUCAUAUUUGUGUAGAUUUGCUUAGGUGUCUAGAAUGGUAUACUACUUUAUGCAUAGUGUUUUUGGAAUGUGCUUUGGUUCGAAAUAGACCAAUGGCUAGAUGCAUGUCUUCAUCUUACUCUACUAGAGUGCAUCAAUAAGAUUCUAAUAGUUCACACAUAUUUUGAAAUCUGACUGACAGCGUGAUGCCAAGUAUUAAACAGUAAUGGCAUAAAAUAGCGACAAAAUUCUGAAUACAUGUUAUAGUUUAAUAUUUAGCUCUUUUAGUUCACAGACCAACACCACUUCUACCUUGCUCUGGACAGCAGAAUGAUUGUAGAAAUGCUCAGGACAGAACUGGCUUACCUGACAUCAUGCUGGAGGAUGACCGGAAGACCAACACUGACAUUCCCCAUCACUCACGCUAUGCUUAGUAAUUGCUGCUCAAUUCUAUUAUAGUGUAAAAUAUAUGUAAUAUCUGCUGACGAGGGCACAGCCGACCCAAGCUAAUCUUGUUUGGAUCCUCCGUGCCUCAGACCCUGCUGUGCUGUGCUUAAUGUGUGGGAUUAUGCAGCAUUAGUAAAUUAAUUACUGGCAAUGCCAGUCCCCAGCCCUAUAUUAUUCUCACCAUCCCAACACACAGUGGGUGGAGAGACCUGGUACACAGGCUAGGAAACGAUUCAGUACAUUCACUGAGCUCUGUGGGAUUGAGAACCACACUUGGCUGUGUCUGUUUAAUACUGUGGUCUCAUUGACCCAUGUGUGUUUUUUUUAUUGAUGAUGUGAUGAGCUCCAAAAUAAUUAGUGUUGUGCUGCUUUUCUGGCUGCAAUUAGCCAAUCCUGCCAUGUUUUUUUUCACUUAAUUACGGUCUUUGCAAGUCUGCAAGUGGUGAGUUACUUUCAAAAGUUCACACCCUGAAUUGUUCUAAGUAAAUGGCACAGAGUCAUUUAUUUUUCAGGAACUGUUAGAUUUAUCUCUAUGUAUAACCACCUAGAAGAUUUAAUGAAAUAUAUUCAACAACAACUAAAUAUAUGAGUAAACAUUUUACAUCUCUGCUAACCUAAAUGUCACAUUUAGUUUUCAUUUAAGUGCAAUUCAUAGUUUUAUUGACACACUCUAGUUCUGGGAUUCUUAGUCCUUAAAGAGCCAAACCUGGUUAAAAUGGUGCAUCAUAGUCAUCAGAUUGUUGGCAGUUGUCCACAAUAUAUUGUUUAUUGCAGCUGCAAUGACUUUCCCGUUAAAAUGAUCCCCCAUUGACACGAUGGAAAGAGUCUAAUGCAGAAGUGAUUGUGCUUGAUUUAAUAUUACAAUUGAUAAAUCGGUUGCACAGCUAACCCCCCCCCCCAAAAAAAAAAAUCGGUCCAGUCGUAUUUUUUUACACAAAUUAUUCGAAUAAUACAUUUGAUUUGUAAAAAAAAGUUGUUUUAAUAGAAAAACUGUUUUACAAUGUUUACCGGGCAUCUAAAUUUAGUUUACUGUACAAAUAAGUUCAACCUUUAUAGGUUACCAUUUUUUUCAAUUUUACUAGGAUAUGUCAAGAAAUUUACUUAAUCAUCUUUAUUACUAAGUAAAUAUGUUCAGGCCAACCAUUGUGAAUUACAGGGAAAAUAAAUUGUGGGUUUUUGUGUUUUAGAUGAAGAUGGCUCUGACAUAGACCCAGCUAUUCUUUCUACAAUUAGGAAACUUGAUGAUGGGUAUUUUGGAGGUGCAAGGUAAAAAAUUCUACUAUUAUAUAUGUACGGUACUAAUGCUUCUUUAGAAAUUGUGUUUUUCUCUUAGAGUUCUUUAUUAACCAAUAUGUUCAUUUUUUUCCAGGGUGAAGUCAGGAAAAUUUUCAGAUUUUCUCACUACUUCAUUUUAUACCCACCUAAGUUUUCUGGAUUCAGACUGUGAUGACAAGCUUUUUGACGACACCAAUAAUGGCUAUGAUAGCCCAGAUAAUGACUACGAAUAUGAAUUAGGAACAGUUUCAGAGGAUCAAAGUGACAAAAGUAUGGGCUCCACACUCAUAACUCAUACAAUCCGGCAUGUAGAGUGUUAAGGUGUGCCUGACUCUACAUUCUUGAAUAUAGAAUGUAUAUGGCUAUACCAUACUUGCUGUCUAAUAGGAAAUACAAAAAUAAUAUUUAGGCUGUUAUUGUGCUUGCCUGCAGUUACCUUGGCAAAAGGCUUUUCCCUUUAAGCUUUCUAUUGAUUUCUCAUUCAAUUUUCCUGCACUCAUUUUUUUCCAAUGUGGGAUGCUAAUAAAUGUGUCUGAGAACUGGUACAGACUUAGUGGCAGAUGUGAGCUGAGUUUGUUUUUGAAUGUGGCUGAUGACAGGACUGUGCAUAUCAUAUUACUCUACUCCAGCCCAUAAAUCGGGGUUGUAGGAAGGAACCUCUAGCUUGUUAUCAACUUUCCUCUGCCAAAAGGGGGCUUUAGUCCUUCAGCCCCCUCUGGUUACACUCGAGAUGCAUGGUGACCUUAUUUUUUUCUCAAAACCCCCAUCUCUAUUGGUUAAAACAUUGCAACCAAUACUAUGUGCUGUUGUGUCCACUUAAGCGUAACAACUAAAUAAAAAAAAUAUGUGCAAAAUCACUAAUCUAUUUUAAUUCAUUCCUCUCAAGUUCUGCUGUUAAAUGCAAAUAUUUUCUUAAAUUUUCCAGGAGAAAAUCGUGAUGAGCUUGAUCAGUACAUAACUCACUUGCAGCAAAGUGUAGAGUCUACUACACAUCUACCUCCAACAUGCAAUAACUCCACAACAUACCAUGCAUUCAGCGCCUUGCAUUCCACACGCGAUAUUCUCUCUAUGAUCGCUAAGACAAAGGGCUUGGAAGUACAAAGUAAGUAUUGCAUCAGUGCAUAAUAUUUUUCAGACUGCAUUAUAGUCAUCUCACUUUCAUGAGGGUAGGUUUCAGCAACAUUGUUAUGUAAAUUGAAAUUAUGUAACCUAUAAUUAAAUAAUCAAUUUACAUAUAGAAAUGAUCAUAGACGCUUUACUUGAUGAACUGUUUGUUAAAUGGAAUACAGUACAAGUGUACUGGAAAAAAACAAAAUGCUAAACAAACUAAUACUUCAUAUGCAACAGAUCUAUAUUAACGUUGACUGACGAUCGAUCAUUGAUCAUGGUCGAGAGGAAAUCAGAAUUUUUUUAGCUUCGGUUCAUACAGAGCACCAUAGGAAAAAAUACAGAACAAUAUAAUUGUCAUUCAGCUUGAUAAUGGAGACAUAAUGUAAACAUUAAUCACUGAAAAUGAAGUCAAUCUAAUUUGAUCAGAAUAGCUUUAGAGUUAUAAUAGAUUAGAUUACAGAUUAUCUCAGGAGAUAUGAAUGUAGUACAUGUCACAAGUUUCAUAGAUAGUGAGCAGAUAAUGAAGAAAAACUAAUUAAGAAUAUCAUACUACAAUAUUCUUCUUCUAAUUAAAAGACAAUCUCCCUUGUAAAUAGGACUAGUGAUGUCAGUCUUUUUGAUGCUGUACACUUUCCAGAUGACAAUUAUAUAGAUUAGUCCUAAUCUGAAUCAUCUCAAAAGCUUGUUGGAUAAACUGUAUAUAAAGUCCUUGACACAAUGUCUUUACUCAGGCUAGUAUGGAUAGAGGACCGACGCACACAUAAAAAAAUACAGUUUUCAAUUUUAUAAGGCUACUUAAAACGACCUCUCAGCAAACAUGUGGAUUCAGUUCCACCUUAUGGCCAUAUUGUGUCAAAGUGACUCUCUAGUGCCAGGAAAACAAAUCCGUUAGUUAGUAAAGUCCAGUCCAGUCUGGGUCGUGAGGCAAUAGUAUGGGUGAUCCAAAAGCAAGGUUAAAGUCCAAUCCGGUCUGGCAGCAAUUAAUCAAUCCAAAAGGGGAAUCCAGAAGAAGGUCCAGUCUGGGUCGGCAUCAGGUAACAUAGGCAGAGGGAGAAUCCUAGAGAAUAGUAAAAGUCCAAUUCAGUCCAGCAAUAAAGAAUCAAUUCAAAGGGAAAUCCAAAUAGAGUAGUUCAUUCUAGUCCGAGUCAGCAAAUGAAAUAAGAUUAUCCGUGAGAAUGGUCAGAGUUCAGUCCGGUUUGGCAACAUGGAAAGCAAAUGGAGUAUAAAGUACUUUAACUUUUAAGGGGAAUUGGAAAGGUUUUUUGGACUAGGAAUAACAGUACCUAAAGAGCAAGUAAAGGUGUCCACUGCACACUAGUGAAGAGACACAUUAAUUGUGCACUGGGAUAUUGACUUUGGGCGUUUAAAAACGUGAAUUAGUGAAUGUCAAUUAGCCUCUUAAAGUGGUAUAGUUAAAAGUGAAGUGAACCAUUUAAAGGAACCGUUACAUUGGGAGACAAAAUAAUUAGUGCUAGUACGACAUAAAUGAAUAGGUAUUUUAAUAACAUGCUGUAAAAGCAUUGUGAAUAUAUAUAAUGCAAAAUUAAUGUGAUCAAUGCUAUACAAAAAAAUGCAGUAUCAAACCAAAACAAAAUGAUAGUGCUCUGAUGUAUAUACUGACAAUGCAUAUUAUAUAUCUGCUCUAUUUUUAUGUGUGCGCUGUUCCUUAAUCAAUCUGUAUUAUGAAUAAAUUUUCGUCACUGUGGUGGAACUGAAUCCUCAUAUUUGUUUUCUGAGAUACGUGAUUUAUGUAGCCUUAUAAAAUGUUAAACUGUAUUUUUAUGUGUGCGCUGUUCCUUAAUCCGUAUUAAGUAUACAUUUUGGUCACUAUGGCACCAAAUUCCUGCAAAAUGCAUGUUCUGGGGGUGCCCCCAAUUCCCUGUUGUCUCUACUCAGGCAACUGACACCAUGUAGUAUUUUCUGUGUGCAAAUUUAAGGUGGACAGUAGGUACACAGAGUAGUUCUUUAUUCAGUUCCCAUGUAAUCAAGAAGUAAUCAACUGAACAACUGAAACUAAACCUAAAAUGGCCCCCACAAACCUAAAAUGGCCCCCACAAACAGUUCCAAAGUGUCCUUUCUAAAGUAACAAUAUACCACAAUCCUGAGUAUUGAUAUACUGGCUGCUUGCAACUGAACAUGCAUACUUAUAAGGGUACUGCUGGGGCACUUACUCAUUCACUAAACAGCAAUUUCAAGUCUCACAAAAUGUGAUUUUUUUUUUUACAAAACACCUCACCUAGGCAAAAAAUGAUGGGGUUUAGUUACAUUAUAUGAUUGUCAAUGUACCCCAUUCUCGGCAGGUCCUACUCUUUGUACUUAUUUUUAUAAUUCUAUCUAUUAAUAAGCUCCUGGAUAUCUGUCACUAUUCUUGUAGUACCAUACACUCUAUCUAGCAGCCUAAUGCCUGCUCUUAUGAGAUUAAUCCUCUUACUUGGGAAAUACUUCCUCCUGGGACUCUCUGCAGGUCAAGGUUAACUAGGGCCGUUGAAUGAGGCACCUGUGACAGGGAGAGGUGCAAAACCGGGGAGCUGUCCUGGUUGUUUAUUGAAUGAGUGAGUGGUCUAGAUCUUGUAUGAUAUUUAUCCUACGUCACCAUCAUUUGAAAACUAAUGCAGUUGAAUUAUUUGGAGUAGAAACAAGUUUUUUGUGUGCAUUAUCUUGCAUAGUUAUAGAUAUUGUAGAGAACAAGUAGAAUUACACAGAACAUUUUUCUGUACUGUUAGCUCUACAAAAUAUGUCAAAUUAAAAUUACAUAUAAAAAAAAUAGGCUGAUUUAUAAGACAUGUGCAUAUAUGCCUGGUUACAUGAUUGAAUCUGUUAAAUGUCAGCAUGUAAAUGUGCAUAUGCUAUUAGUUCAUUCAUAUUUUCUUCGUGGUGGUGGUUCAAGGAUAUGCAUAAAAUAUAUAUGUGUAUAUGAUGCUGGUAAUAAUGAAAUCAUUUUUAGUGCUGGUGCUUUUAAAUAUGUGUUUAGUGCUGGUUAUCUAAUGUGUUCAUGGUGCUGCGUCUAUUUGAUGUGAUAAUGCUGUUAAUUUUUGUAAUGCUUUUAUGCAUCUGGUUCUAUUAAAUAUAUUUUACAGCUGAUUCUCUUUUGUGUUUUAUAUCUGCCUUUGUUUCAGAUUCCUCUUUGUUUCUACCUUCAAAAAAUUUAAAAGCUCAUCGAAGGUCUUUAAACCUACUAGAAGUUCCUAACUUGCACCAGCAUCAGGUGACUUCGGUUUUUGUUUUCAAUUAAAACAAAGUGAUUCAAACGUUCUUGUUUUUAUUUAUUGUCUCAGAGAAAAGGUACAUUGUAGAAAUAAGAUAAAAUGGUGGGACACAGGCAACGAAUUAAGACAUUGUCAACACAUCCUGGGCAGGUGGGAUGUUGAAACCUGAGAUGUCCCUCUUGGACAUUAUUUGCUAUUUUGCAUGGUUGAGUGACAAAAAAAAAAAAUCCCAGGUACGUCCAUUUUGAUUCCCAGUGGGAACACAACAUAUUGUGGAAAGGUGUAAGGUAAACAUGCAUACAAGGCUAUAUCUUGUUUCUCAAUAUAAAGGAUAUGCAGGGUUAAAUUUUUAAAUUCAAAGCUAAAAUCCUUUACAAAAUAUGAAACAAAAUUUAGAACUCAUCUACAUACAAGGGCAACUUUCCUAGCUAACUCCUCAGCACAUGAAAUUAAACCCACAGAUAUGUGGCUUUGGAAAGAUUCUACUAUAAAAUAUGUCAUUUGUGUUUACUGUUAGGAACUGUUCUCUCCAGUAACCACCUUCUUUAAGCUUUUUAGAAGUCUGAGUACCAGUUUUGGAAAUGGUUUCUAGUAAAAUGUAAAUUAGAUAUCAGAACUAAUUUAAAAUGUUCCACAGAAUCAUGAAACUGAAUUAAAUCUGCCAAAAGAUGCACAUGGAAAUGUUGAUUGUAGCAGACUUGCUGAAAUGCUGAAGGAGUGCCCCACACUUCAGGACCAGGCUGACAUACUGUACAUUUUAUGUGUUAUAAAGUAAGUAGUCAUCAGCCAAUUAAAUCUUGCAGAGUAUUUUCAGAGCUUACUAUUUGUUUACUGUUCAUCCCAGUCAUUUUUUUUCUAUCUAUCUUCUAGUUUUUAUUAAUAAAAAAUGGUAUAUUUGUUUAUCUGUUUUGCCUUUCACCGUACCUUGUUGGACUACAAAUUCCUUGAACCUUACCGCAUUCAUGUUGGAUUGCUAUAGAAUGAUUUGCCAGUACUAAGGAAUAUUCAGAAAAUGGUUAAUAUUGUAAAGACUUGUGCCCGUUGUAGUCUAAAGAAAGACAAUAUUAACUUUUAACAGUUAUUUCCUGGUGUUGUGGGAAACUGUGAUAUAUUUUGCAUAUACUGCGUCAGCUGGAGGUUGUGAGAAUGUGUUUUUUUUUAAUUUCAUUACUAUUUGUAAUGUAUUAUCUUAGCAUAUUUUAAUGCACAAUCUAUAUAAUGCAUUAACUAAACGAUUGAGUUAUUCUAACAUUUAACUAUUUCUGUUCUCAGGGGUUUAGAAUGGGACACCAACUUGAAUGGACAAUCUGGAGUUACAGUCCACAUCCUGUUGAGUGAACUUUAUAGUAAAGCCGGGCUCAAUCGAGAAUGGGGAUUAAUCCGUUACAUCUCUGGGUUACUGAAAAAGAGAGUGGAAGUACUUGCUGAGGUACAUCACCCAUUCAGUUAUGUUACCUAUUAACAUCACUCAUUCAAAGUGACAAGUCUUUCUACUGUCCAUUUCUUUAUGCCUUUAAUAUAUAAUUCAUCCUAAAUAUAAAUGACAUAUUUAAAAUUUUCUUUAAAUGGCAGCCAUCAUGUCCAUUUGUGAGGUGCUACACUACUUUUAACACCAGGCAUCCAUUGCCAUCACCACAGUACCUCUUAUCUGUCUACCCCUGUUGUACUUUUUAAAUCAGAGCAUACGUGCCAAAACAAUCAACAUUUGUCAGUGCUUUGGCUUGUAAGCGGUAAGCGGUGUGUUGUCAUUCCUAAUCUCUGUAAUCACAUGUUGGAAUGUCAUAUAUACCGCAGUGCAAUGCUAUGCUGGUUAUUGUACACUUUGCUGUGAUAGGGAAGCUCUAAUCAAGGAUUUGUUCAAAUACCUUUAAUAUUUUAAUUUUUUUUUUCUUUAGGCCUGUACAGACAUCCUCUCACAUCAGAAGCAGCUAACUGUGGGUCUGCCUCCCGAACCUCGCGAAAAAACCAUCACAGCGUAAGUGUUAAUUGAUUUGCUGCUGCAUUACUUCACUUUGCAUUUCUUACAUUGGUAAUUACUAAUUAAUACUUUAUAUGGAUCAUUAAAUGUACAUUUAGACAAAGGUUGUCUGAUCUUGACCAACCAUCUAUUUUUACACUAUGUUUGUCCAAUUUAGUCCAAAAAAUUAGUGUCAUUAAGGUUUGACACCUUUGCCUUAGGUGUAGUUUAUUAUGUAUAUUUAUAGGUUUCUUGGAGCGGAUAUUCCACACUUUGCUUUUUCAGUGUUUAUCUUCAUUUGCAAUAAGCUUUAUAAAAUCAUUUAUUUAAUAUUAGACCAUAUUUAUUAGUGAUGGUAUAUACAAUAUCUGUUUAAAUUCACCCAGUCCUUUACCUCCCGAGGAGUUAGCUGCCCUAAUCUAUGAAGCCAGUGGACAAGAUAUCAGCAUUGCUGUACUCACACAGGUAAAAAAUUAUAUAUUAAGCAGUAAUAUUACAUUUUCUUUAUUAGAUCUUAACUUGUCAGAAACAUUUUGGUCUUGAUUGAAUGUGUAUGAGUUUGUGUGAGAUAGCAUCAGAAAUGAUUUCACUCUCUUAUAAAAACUUUUCAAAUGAUUUAUCUACAUAAGUCACCAUUAAAAUCAUUUAAAAAGUUUAAAUGUUACUGAUUCAAAUAAAUGAAAUAAAUGCCUUUUAUAUGUGAUGGUAUAUGAUAUGGUGUAGAUUUAAUAUAGCAGUAAAUAAUGCUGCAAACAUUAUUACAGGGCAAUGCAACCUUUUGGUAGUGAAGUGCCAAAGAAAAACUUUGAAGUUCCUUAAGGGUGCUAGCCCUAGUAGUGUUUGUGUAUGGAGCGGAAUUCUGCUUGUAGCAUGUAUGGAUGCAGCAGAUGUUGUUGGAAUUUGAAUAUGUAUGUGUGUGAAAUGUCUGUUGUGUUAUGUGAGUAUGUAUAUGGGCUGUGUGUAGUGUUGUGUGUACAUUGUUGUUUGUGUUAGUGUGUUUGUGGAGCAGUUUGCUUGUAGGGUUCUGUGUGUGUGUGAUGCGUUGCCGUGCUUAUCUGCGGCAGUGUUCUGAAUAUUUUGGGAAGUCCUAGAUUGCGAGGGACUCCUGUAGUGUCUGCCCAUUGCUGCUCAGGCUAAUGCUUCAUUAUUAACCCAAACAGCACACAGGGAAUGGGCUUCUGGGGACUCCUGUUUGUCUUUGAAACAUUACAAAUUGUUUAAUGCUGAAUGGAAGGACACUGCCAGGAGACUUGAACUACUUUCCCUGUUCAAGUAUUGCACAUAUAAUUAGCAAAUGUCUUGUGACCUUAUAACUAUUUCUAUGCAUAUUGUUUCUUGUCCAGGAGAUAAUGCUGUAUCUAGCUAUGUACGUCAGGUCACAACCAAGUCUUUUUGGAGAAAUGCUCAGACUACGGAUUGGACUUAUCAUCCAAGUCAUGGCCACCGAGUUGGCUCGAAGCUUGAACUGCUCAGGUGAAUAGAUUUUUAUGAAAAUCAAUUUCUACUUUUGUUAUAAUUCAUUAACUCGUUGAAAUUUAGUUGAGGAGUUCUGAGUUACAGACCUGAUCAACAUUAAGAACUGUUUGACUUUUAAAAAAAAAUUACAUUGAUCCAAAGAUAUGGAAUGUUCCUAAAUACUAAAAAAUUGUAUUAUCAGGAGAAGAAGCCUCUGAAAGUUUAAUGAGUCUCAGCCCAUUUGACAUGAAGAACCUUCUUCAUCAUAUCCUGAGUGGGAAAGAGUUUGGAGUGGAGCGAAGCAGUAAGUAGUCUUUCAAACUUUACAAGUAUUUAAAUUCUGUUGGCAAAAAGCAUCUUUUAUUACUAUUUCACAGUGUGUUAUUUUUUGAUUUGCACAGUAUUAUUAAUAUUAUUAUUAUUACUGGCAUUUAUAGAGGGUACUGUUUCAAAUCGCUUUAUAAAUUCUGAUAUCACAUUUAUUUUAAAAUAGCUGUCAAAUAUAAUACAUUGACAGCAGGGUCUUCAGAUUGUUCAAGGUACAUUGUUCAUUUUUUUAGAGUAUGGUACAUGAACAUAUGGAUUUUAAAGAUUUAUGACCAGUAGAAAAUAUAAUUUGACAUAUAUUAACUGACAUGCAGUGAUAUAUACAACACUUUCACUGCUAAUCACUAUUUUUCAAGUUGCUAUUAUUACACCUGUGCUGUAACAAGAGUACUAGGUUACCAAAGUAUAUAUGUAUUUAUUUAUUUAUUUUGCCUUUAAAAAUACAGACAAGCUGGUUGAUUGCCAAAACACAGCCAGGGCUUGAAAAGUAACAAUCGUAGUAUAGUAUAAUUAGAGCUAUUUCCAAUUUCCCUACUUGUAAUAUUCUCAUUGUAUUUUUCUGCAAAAAAAAUUAUUUAUGUAUUAUACAGAAAAUAUCAACACUAACAAUAUCUUUCUUAAAAGUGCGUCCUAUUGAAUCGUCGGCUACCAGCCCUGCAAUAUCAAUACAUGAGAUGGGUCACACAGGCGUUACGAAGACAGAAAGGACCGGCAUUAACCGGUUGCGGAGUGAAAUGAAGCAGGUAGUUUGCUGUCCAUUUUUACUGCAUAGCAGUGAUUCUUCAGACAUCUAGAAGACAUCAGUGUGACAUUUCUAUGGUUACUCUGCCUUCUGAAAGUAUUUGUCAAUCAUUGGUUUGGAAUAUUUACUGUAGGUGAUGACUGAACACAUACACACACUGACACCACUAAUUGCAUUGUUUCAUAAGUCAGGGCAGCAUGACUUUAAGAGAGCAAAUUAUUAAGGGCUGAUGCAAUAUAUAACUUAAUAUACCAUUAUAUAUUAUGCCAGUGAGGUAGCACAGUUGGUUAUUACACUAACUUUACUAGAUUUGUAUGCUUUUAUGUUAACAAAUUGUAUUCCAAUGCAGUUAUCCUAUCAAGGCUUUGAUCUAAUUUUUUUUUAGAUAAGCUUUUCAAAUAAACUUUAAAAAGAAAAAAGGAAAAACGCUAAAAUAUAAAAAUAUAUAUCUCAGAGAAGGGCUACUAAGCUGGUUCAUGGAUUGCAGGAUAAAACUUACCAGGAAAGGUUAAAAUAUCUUAACAUGUAUAGCUUGGAGGAAAGACGAGACAGGGGAGAUAUGAUAGAAACAUUUAAAUAUAUAAAGGGAAUCAACACAGUAAAGGAUGAGACUAUAUUUAAACAAAGAAAAAUGACCACAACAAGAGGACAUAGUCUUAAAUUAGAGGGACAAAGGUUUAAAAAUAAUACCAGGAAAUACUACUUUACUGAGAGGGUACUGGAUGCAUGGAAUAGUCUUCCAGCUGAAGUGGUAGAGGUUAACACAGUGAGGGAGUUUAACCCCUUAAGGACACAACUUCAGAAAUAAAAGGAAUCAUGAUGGAAUAUUUCCGUCAUGUGUCCUUAAGCAUACGUGGGAUAGGCAUAAGGCUAUCCUAGCUAUUUGGAAAAUUGGGCAGACUAGAAGGGCUGAAUGGUUCCUAUAUUCCUUCACAUUCUAUGUUUCUAUAUGUAAUACAUAAAAAUAGACUAAUAUCUAACAAAAUUAUUCAAAUCUUAAAACAUUUUUAAAAAUAUUAAAAGUUUAUCUAAAAAUAGUAACUCAUUUUAAAAGCUUAUGAAAAAACCCCAUUAAAUUAAAGCCUUAGUUUGACAAAAUCUGUUCACUUGUAGUUGAGCACUAAUAAUAAUAUUUAUGAUAGAGAACAAGAGAACAUUUUAGUGUUUGAUGGAUAUAUUAUGAACAUGAUGCAAGUGUUGAUUGCUGUGAGUUGAAUCUUUUUGAUGACUAACUGUAAGCUCACUGUCGUAUUGUAUAAUCAGUGUGAUGUUUUAUUGAAAAAUAUAAGAAUUCAUUCUGUCUGUCGGGAUGGUGGUAUGUCUUCCCUUAUGCUAUGAUAGCGAUAGUCGUGUUUUUUGUCUUGCAGCUCACUUUUUGCUUUAAUUGGUUUCUCACUUUAUGCAGUAAUCAAUUUCUUUGUUGAAGAAAUGAAAAAUCAUGACUAACUGGUGCUUGCUUUUAAAUAAAGUUCAUUGCUUUGGAGAUACAAUCACUGAUAUUCAUUCAUCUUUAAUUGCAGAUGGAUAGUAGAUUUAGCACUGAUGAACAGGUGAAACUUAAUUUGGAAAUGGUUUGCUUUCAUUGUUUCUUCUCGACUAUUCAAUUAUUUAUUUAUUUUUCUUUCUGUUACUUUCUAAUUAUUUUCUAUUACUAAUAUCUAAACAUAUCAUUUUCUAUUAAUCUUAACAAUUUUAAAAUGGCAAUUAUUGCACAAUCAUUGGAAAGCGUUCAAUAUGUAACCCAUAGUCUUCAGAUCAGAUUUAUUUUUAAUUGUGGUGUCUUAAAGAACAGCUCUAGGUUACUGAACGCACUGUUGAAUGUAAACAAAGCAUUUAAAGAAAGAAAUAUGCAUUUAUAUGUAAAUCAAAAUAGAUCAAAAUCCGACCCCUACAAUAAUUAAUUUCAAAAAGUUUGUGCAUCCUGAUGACAAACAAAAAGUUAAUAUAGCCAGUCUGAAACACGGCACAGAGUUCUGGCACCAUAACCACUUCGACAAGCAGAAAUGAUUAUACUUAGAGUAGCAUAGCUUUAAGUACAAAGCUAGUGCAAUUUAAUUUCUUGAAUUUAUAAACAUGUACUGUAAUCUAUAUAUAAAUUAUUAUUAUUAUUAUCACUGUUAUUUUGUACAUCCACCACUGGUUCUUAAAGAUGGCUCUAAUGGGGUUAAGCUUAUUUAUAUGCCCAGGAUACAGUAUAAUGCCUUUUAUACAUAGUUUGUGUGGCUGCCUAUAUCUGGUAGUGGUCAGGAGUCUAUUUUUAAACAGUUUGUCAUUUACUUCUGGACAUCUGAAGUCCAUCCACCUCUUCAGCUGAUGCUCUCAGUCCAUUAAUUCUAUCCAGCUUAAAUUUAUAUAUCAAAUGAGGAAGGGGAUCUUCUGCUUUAGCUAUAUCUGAGGACCAAAUAUACUGCAGGUAAGUGUCAAACUGUUAAAAAAACAAUUUCAUUACUUAUUGCGGGAUAGUGCCAAUAGGCUUCUGACACUCUAACCACUACAGUGUGCAGAUAUGGUUAUGGUGCUUAGACUUUCCCUUUAAAAGGCUUAAUUAAAUAUUUUUUCUCUCAUGACUCGAAACACAUUUAUCUGCAUUUACUAAACAGUUUAACAUCUUGUGGUACUGGAUGAAAUUUACUGGCCUUAAAUGGCAUGUGAAAUAUGUUCCUACAAUAAGAAAUAUGCCCUCAGGUGAAAAUCUGUUCAUUGCAAGUCCUUACCAGCUGUCAGCCUAACCAAGCAUUUAACACAUAGUUUAAAUUUAAUGCGCUUGUCCUUUUCCUGUGCAGUUUCUGUUUUUAACCUUGCACAACAAGAGAAUAUAUGCUCCAAAGUACAUUAAAGUUUAUUAUAUCUGAAUAGAAACAGGGAGGGUAUGGCAUAUUGUAAUUAAAAUGUAGUUGCUUGUUUUUUUUAACCUUUUUUAUUUAAAAAAAAUAUAUAUUUUUAAAUCAAAUGUAAGAAUUUGAUUUUAUAGCUUGGCAUCUGAUGUAACAUCAAAAUGACCUAUGUUUCACUUUGUGUGGACCAUGAUGGGUCUUGGGUGUGCAAGUUACUAUUGGAAAAAUGUGCCUGGAGCACAUACGCACAAAGAGCAUCUUGGGAAAAGUGUAGUAAUGUUUUGUACAUAACUAAGCCAUAGACCUCAAUUCAACAAACAGGGAAAGUGGAACACAAACCAAACACCACAUUAAAAGGAACACCAACAGGAAAAUGUUCGUUCCUCCUUUACAAAUGUGUGUUUUGUAUUAAAACUACUCCUUGUUGUCCUUGUGUAAUAAAUAUAUAUUUACUGUUAGGUUUACCAAACUAAAGAUAUUACUUAAAGGACCACUCUAGGCACCCAGACCACUUCAGCUUAAUGAAGUGGUCUGGGUGCCAGGUCCAGCUAGGGUUAACCCAUUUUUUUAAUAAACAUAGCAGUUUCAGAGAAACUGCUAAGUUUAUUAAUGGGUUAAGCCUUCCCCCUAUUCCCUCUAGUGGCUGUCUCAUUGACAGCCGCUAGAGGCGCUUGCGUGCUUCUCACUGUGAUUUUCACAGUGAGAGCACGCCAGCGUCCAUAGGAAAGCAUUGCUCUUGCCGCGUGUGUGCAUUCAGCCGGCGGGGCGUAACGGAGGAGGAGAGGAAGCAGAGAGCUCCCCGCCCAGCGCUGGAAAAAGGUAAGUUUUAACCCCUUUCCCCUUUCCAGAGCCGGGCAGGAGGGGGACCCUGAGGGUGGGGGCACCCUCAGGGCACUAUAGUGUCAGGAAAACGAGUAUGUUUUCCUGGCACUAUAGUGGUCUUUUAAGGUAAUCUCACACCUUUUACAUUACAAACCAUUUCUCAGUUUUAUAUUUUGAGGUUUGAAGCCUAGUGGUAGCCCAAACCCCUACACCAGGAGUACCCAACAGACCAAAUGCCAGCUGUUGAACUACAGCUCACAUAAUGUGUGAUUCCUCCGUCAUGGCAAAGCAUCAUGGGAGAUGCAAUUCCACCACAGCUGGAGAACUGCCUAUUCCUACCUUCUAUGGUUUGUAGACUUUGUCUAGACUAGAGGAGAGAGGAAUGGGACAAUACUGAAGUAGAGAGGAGUAAAAUAAUACAGGGAGGAAAGAGGAGUAAAGCAAUCCUGGGAGGAAAGAAGAGUUAAUGAAUGCUGGGAGGAGAGAGGAAUGAAGGAAUACUGGGCUGAGAGAAUACAGUCUGGGAGGAAUUCUUACAUUAAAUGACGCUGGGAGGCUGACGCUGGGCAAGCUGACACAGGGCAGGCAUGCAUAAGUGUGUGGCAAUCUCUUUAUAAGAUUGCGGCCGCGCGAUCUCUGCAGUUUCCGACCUUCCAGGAACAGCAGGGAGCGGCAGCCAUCUUGGAUUGGGUGAUUCACGGUGGAACACCAAUUGGGAAAUGCUGGUCUAGACUAAACUGACAUCUUUCAAAAACUUAUAAAAAAAAUAACAGUAGAGUGCAAUUUAGUUAUAGUAUAAGACUAGCAGUAGGUUUUGAGAUGCAGUGUAGUAAUAUCCUUAGUAAGCAGGUUUCUCUGUAAAUUACAAGCAUGUACAGAUGUGCAACCAAUCGAGUUGUGUCACUUAACAUGACUGUCUCUUUUACUCUUUCCUGACUCCAAGCCACUUCUACCUUCAUGCUUUCCUUUGCAUGUGAUCCACUGCAUGUCAAGUACCACUCUGUUUACACAUUUUGUUUUUCUGUGUUGUAGUUCAUGUUUGGCCAUUCUGUUACCAGCAGCAUCCAUUCCUCGAGGUCUACGGUAAAACACAUCAUAUUGUUUGCUGUGUGUCUGUUUGCUUUGCUUCUCUUGUUCUGUGCCUUGGUUAAUUCACAUUGAUGUUCUUUUUUUUGCCAUAUUUUCACUAUUCACCAAUUAUUGCUACCUUACAAAUUUGUCCGACUCAAUCGAAAAAAAAAGUGUUCAUUAUGUAGCUGACAUUAUUGCAUUUAAAAGUAUUUCCAAUUUCUAUUAGUGAGUUUGUAUGUAAACUUUUUGCAAGUAAUUAAUUCACCUCAUAGUAUAUCAGAGAAUUUAAAUAUAAAUGAAUGAUAUGUAUAUAAUAAUUCAGAUAUAAAACAGUCAUACACUUUAGAGAUAGUGAUACUGAUUGCAUUUCCUUUUAUUCUUCACGGUUGUGUUUUGGAUUUAUUUCUUUAUUCAGGGCCAGAGGAAGGUUAUUUCAAAGUCCAGAAACACUGCAUACUUUUUUUCUAAAGUGUUUUGUAAGGUUUAAUUUAUUAAAGGAACACUAAAGGGUCAGGAACACAGAUAUAUAUCAAAAUCUUACUUUUAUUGCAGUCUGCUACUGCUGACUCUGCCUCUGAUCUGCAUGCUUGGCUGACAUAAUCAGAAGUGUUUAACAAAAGCCAAUCACAAUGCUUUCCCAUAGGUUGGGCUGAGACUGUCAAGAAGGCAGAUCAAGGGCAGAGCGAGCACAAGCCAAACUCAGCCCUGGCCAAUCAACAUCUCUAAUAGGAAAGUUCAAUGUCUCCAUGCAGAGGGUGGAGACAAUGAAAGGCAGUGCUAGGAAGCACCUAUAGUAGCCAUCUGAGGAGUAGCCAGUUGAUUUAUCCCUAGGCUGUAAUAUAAACACUACAUUUUCUCUGAAAAGAUAGUGUUUACUGCAAAAACACUUAAAGGGAAUGAUUAUACUCACCAGAACCAGAAUACAAUAAGCUGUAGUUGUUCUGGUGACUAUAGUGUCCCAUUAAGAUAUCAUGGUAGUCACCCUUUGUUAAUGAUUAGAGCUGUAGGGGUGGCACAGUAAGUUUAUUUUUGAGACCUGUUAAGAGUGGGGAAGGGAAGCAGUUUAUUUAAUAACCUGGUGACCAGAAGUUUGGUGAGCCCUUGUCAUAUGAAUUUCAGUUUGUGUGUGUGGUUUAUACCUUGUUAGUUGAGUGAGGGAACAUUAAAUCCCCAAGCAAAUUCAUUUCAGUAUUUACUCUUUAUAAAAUCCAUAUGCAGGGCAGAAUGACAGUAGUUAUACCCUAAAGACACUCUUACGAGCAAGUAGUGACCAUUGUCAUGUUAAUCUGCUGCUGUUGUCAUUAAUAACUUUCUAAUCAGCAGAUCCCUGUUGCCUACUCUUCUGACAGCUAGUGGGUUUACAGGGUUAAGCCUAUUUUGUAAAAAUUAGAGAGGCUAGAACAUAAUCAGGAGAGUACAAAGCAGUUUUAGUAGUGCAGAAACAUCAAACAAACAGAUGUAGCUUGGAUGUUUGCUUUCAUGUUAUUACAGCAAGAAAAUGAACACCAUUCUAUGGUGUAUUUCCAAUCCCCUAACAAUAUCCUCCAGAUUCCAGGGAUGUGUAUCAUGUAGAAGAAGAGAUUGGGGGACCGGGAAAUAAAUGGCAUUAAACAGUGGAAAUUAAAUAAAACUACGGGGCAUUGGAUUUUCUGAUAUUAGCAUUCGUAUGAGCAAGGAAAAGGGGCCUGUACAAACAACUAGCAAUCUAGAAGAGAUUAUAGUUAAUCAUCCUCAGAAAUGUCUAAACUUGGUAAUUCAGAAGAAGCUGAAGUUACCACAUCAUCAAAUACAUUAAGUUGCUCUCGAGGUCAUGCAAGAUUCUAGGCUGAAAUAACUUUGAUACUAGAGAAAGUUGCAGCUCUCACAGAUGGCAAAAUGGACACCAGAGAAGAUAUCAGAAGCUUCAAUACUCACCACCAACCAACCACCAACCAAAACACCUGAUGCCUGCAGAGAACCUGUUACAAACUCACCAUCGAAGUAGCCUCAUCGAAGUAGUCUCAUUAGAGGAUAGAUAUAAAGAGCCAAGUUUAUGGAUCUGCGGUAUGUCUGAGACAUUUAAGGCUAAGGUGUUGCCUUCUACACCACCAUAUAGCCAUGCCACCUGCCUUCUAGACAAGCACGUUUCUUAUACCAGGAGCUAGUCACUAUGUUCAGAAAUUGCCUAGGGGCACUAGUGGAGAUAUCAAGAGAUAUUACACUAAGAUUAAGGGGUCAAGAACUCCCGUACAAGUUGGCAACACAAUGUUCACUCUCUAAUUCAGUUCUAAAGCAAUUAAGAUAGACACGUUGUGUUUUUUCAGUAAGGCCCAUAAAUUUCUUUAGUGACUGGCAUUAUACAGGUAGCUAUGCCAUCUUUAUCCAAGAUGUAUCCAGGUACUAGUGGAACCAGUAUACUCACUAGAUCCAUCUAGAUCAAUGUAGUUGUAUGCAUGACCCUACUACCUAAAAUGCCUGAGUAUGUCACUGGCUUGGCUGUCUGGUGUGGUCGUCCUACCUAUGAUCAGGGUUUCAUGCUUCCAUGCUUUAGAGACUUUUGAUGCUAUCAAUUUGAACAGCAUCAGCUUUGUCUAUGCUAUUCAUUUUGACUAUAUCACAGGCACAACAAGUUAUGCGGAGGUAGAGCAAUAUCUUCUCAAAACUUGUAACCAUCUUCUGUAUGGUGCCCUCCCCCGUAUCUCUGUCAUGGUUUUUUUUAAUUAAGGAAUCAAACUUGAUGAUUGAGGUAUUGCAUUUUUUCCAUGUGAGAUAUGUGGCUUUGUUAAAUUAAAAGCAAGUAUUUCUCCUAUUUCUGCUCUUGCCCAAGUUAGGGUGUCCACUUGAAAGAAUUAUUGCAUGUUCUAACAGACCAUUUUGCCUACUGUGUAUCAUUUUACUUUUAUCUAGGAAACAAUAAGUGUUUGAAAACUUUGUGUUAAUAUUUUUUUUGGAGGCAGGAUUAAUCCACACAGUCAGUUAAUCAAAUAGUAUUAUCAAGUAGUAUCCGCAUUUGGCGUUUUUCAUCUGUACAACACAUGGAGUAUUUUACAAUUCAAGCUCCCAGUCCAUGAUCAUUGCUGUGUGGUUCCAGGAAAGAUUUGUAUCACUAGAGUGCUCAUGCUUGAUAAAAGUUUGCUCUGUAUGCACAUUAAAGUGCUCUUGCAUUUUCCUUAUUUGCCCAAAGAAAAUGGGCUACUAAUUAUAGAACCUGGGAUGGGGAAAGGAUCCCGGAUAGGGACAUAUUCGUUUGUUCGGGUAUAUUUGGGAUAUAUGCUGAGUGAAGACAAUUUGUGACGUAGAGUGAAAAAAAGUUGUGAAUUCUUGUAAAAUAUAUAUAAAAAAAAUAAAAUAUAUAUAUAACAUUCAAACAAUUGCCAUUAAAAGAAGUUCAAUUCUGUCUACAAACUUUCUCUUUUUCAUGAGUAUCUAAUUUCCUCUCACUAUAAAUCCCAUUAUGUAACAUUUUUAUAACUGAUACAUACAUAUUUUACAUCUUCUUCCUUUUACUGUUAUCGAUCAUACUGCAAUACUAACUGUUUUGCUUUCUAGAGGACUUGAAGAUCAUUUAAUUAUUACGCCUUUUUGGUUUUAACUCUUACGAUUUAUUAAACAUUAAAGUAUAUAAAAACUUAAGUAAAGAGAAUUUUGUUACAGAGGUGCAGCAGUCCUUCAUCUCCAACUGGUACACUGUCUCCAACGGGUUUAAGUGGACCACAACUUGUGUUUGAUGAUCACCAAGGCCAGUGGUUGAGAAGAAGAAGGCUGGAUGGAGCUAUCAACCGUGUUCCAAUGGGAUUCUACCAGAAAGUGUGGAGUGUCCUUCAGAAGGUAUAAAAUAAAUAAAUAAAAUAUAUACAUUUAUUUUAUAUAAAUAUAUGUGUGUGUUGUGUGCAUAUGGUGCACAUACCAUUUUUAAAGUAGAGCUUUUCUUUUUUUUGGACCUUUUUUCUGUGACCCUAAAACAGAGAUUCAUAUUCCCAAAAUCUUGUAUACCUAAUCAGUAAAUGAAAUACCACAUUUUCCAUUCUUUGUACACAAAUAAUUAUGUGUCCCUGCCUACAAGCCCCUUAUAACACAAACAUCUCAAAAUUAUAUAUUAUUGUUUAAAAUCUAAAUUAGUAUUUUUGAAAUUUGUUGCACAUGGAAAUAGACUUCAUGUGUAUAUUAAAAUAUAUUCCCCUUGAAAUAGUAUAUUUAAAAACAAACAAAAUAAAACAACUUUUUUCUCUCUCUGUAUUUUAUAUACUUAUGUUUCCCAUUUUAGUGCCAUGGUCUAUCUAUUGAUGGGUAUGUUCUUCCUUCAUCAACAACAAGAGAGGUAUUUCAGUAUUUUUUGAAGCAAUUUGUUAAAGGUUACUCAUUAUAAUUAAUUUAAAAAUGUGCAGGUUGUUUUGCUUCUUGAUGUUUUUACACGUUUUAAGUGUAAGUGUGCCUUUGUUAUGAAAUGUGUUUGAAAAAUGUACAAAUCUGAUUUGAGUAUUCUCUAAAGUCAUUUUGGAGGCUUAUCCUCAACUGUGCUACUUUGAUUCAGGGCAGUUUGGUUUCUGAUUUAAAAAUAAUAAAAUAACUUUAAAAUUCAGAAAUUAAAAUGCUUAUCAAAUACUGAUUUGCUCCUGAAUUUCAACAUUUGGCCAAUACGAUUAACAGACGGAAUGACACUUGCUCCAUCUCACCUUGCUCAUGUUCAUUGUGUCAAUGUUGAGAGAUUUGUGUAACUAACAAAAGUUUCUUAUGAUCCACUAUUUUAUGUUUGCUUCUUCUAUUUUCUGAUGGGGCCCCACAGAUUACUUGGUAGAAGAGGUGUUCCAUAAAUUGAUAUUUAUAUUAAUGCACCACCUUUUACAGCAUUAACUGGUUCAAAUAUAUGAGCAAUGCAAAGCAUUGAAUGUAGUUAAACAUCAGUAAUGCAUGCUGAUAGGAAAGUGUGUAAACAAUCUCCUUGUGAGCAUCUUAUUCUGAUGUAUGUGUUAGUCUAUAAUUAGGUUUGGAAUGUCAGAUUUUAGAGAAAAACAAGUGUCUCAUUACAAGCUCUGUGCUGACCUCGAGUUAUGCUCAUGUGAGCAGGGUCCUUAACACCCUCUGUUAAAUACCCGUCAGUUAGUCCACCUAUUGUACAGCUAGUAAUCAAUCAGCUAGUAAUUUAGGCAGAUAAAAACUUCCAGCCCAUGUUUUGUAAAGAUUAACAACAUAGAAAGCAGAUGAACCAUUAUUAUUAGGCAGAAAACCAGUGAUGGCCAGGUCAUUAAAGGUUAAUGGUUAUUUUUGAAGUGCAAUAGUGGGCCAAGGUUCUCAUAGUGAGACAUUCAGUAGGAACAUUCCAUUUACAGAACUUAUUAACCACGGUUUCUACAUUACACCCAAUAUUCCCUUUAGCCUCCGUAGUAUACUUGUAUUCCAUUCUAAUAAGACAUAAUACAAAACUCAUUCCAAUCUGUAGAGCGUUGCACCUCUUCAAUGGACACAUAUUAAAUCAAAUUUUCUUAAUACCUUUAUUAUUUUAAGCUUCUCACAAAAAUGGGAAUACCUUAGAGUCUUAUCAUUUAUACUGUUUUUCUGUUUAUUGUGACAGAUGACUGCCUGUGAGAUCAAGUUUGCAGUACAUGUGGAGUCUGUUCUUAACCACGUACCUCAGCCUGAGUAUAGGCAGCUGCUAGUGGAAGCAAUUCACGUCCUUACCCUUCUGUCAGACAUGGAUGUGGAGAGCAUUGGUGGUAUCAUCCACGUAGACCAGAUUGUCCACAUAGCCAGUGAUUUGUUUCUUCAUGACCAGGUAUGAAAAUUAAGGAGCAGACUAAAUCCUGAGGGCUUUUCAACAAUAUAAUAAAUUCAAAUUGUUCUGUGAUGGCAUUAAUAGUAUUAUCCUUACCUCUUGCAAUCUCUGUAUUCUUGUAUAGGUGUGAUUCAGAUGACUACAUUUAUGUAGUAUAGACAUUGUGUAUUCAAAUCUACAGUCAGUUUACAAUAUAUUUAUUUUAAACUAGAUAAAAAAGUAUAAGUUUGGACUUAUACAAAAGUAUAAGUUUGGACUUAUACAAAAGUAUAAGUUUGGACUUAUACAAAAGUAUAAGUUUGGACUUAAAAUAGGACAGAAUGGACCAAUUUGUCCUGCAUAGAGUAUGCCUAAGCACACCUGGUAUAUUCCUUGAGCACACCUAUGGAGAUCAUUGUAUUCUCUCAUUGAGCUGGAAUAUAUAGUGAUGCCAUUUAGAAGAUCCGACAAGAAGUUUGAUAUCAUAUUCUUUAUAGCCACACUAUAUGAACCUCUGCUUGAAAAAAAUAUAUCAUUCCAAAAUCAGGGGUAUUAAUAUGAAGUUAAUGCCAGUUUUCAAAUAUUUCUUCAUAAAUCGACCAGAGCACUUAAAUAAUGUUUCUGAAUAGCAUCUAGGAACUAUUAUUUAUCUUUCAACCCAUGCCGCACUGCUCUCUUUGCUGUCAUACCGCCAUUUUGACUGAGAUCAUCUACACCAAUAAAAUGCUGCUUACACGCAGCAUGUGAUCUAUAAAUGAAUUUACUUGGUCAUAGGAGAAUAUGCUCUUCUAGAAGUGUGUUAAAACUGCAAUUCAAACAGAACGGACAGUAAACAGCAUGUUUCUACAUUGCAGGUUUGAACAGACAGCGGCACUGCACCCGGACCACUUAAUUGAGCUGAAUUGGUUGGGGUGCCUCUAGUGUCCCUUUAAUGUAAUCAUAUAUUAGACCAUGAUACAGUUAUAACAUUUUAAGUCUGUUCAUAAACAAACACUAGAAACCAUACCCAAUUCCUUGACAAAGGACAAAAAAAACAUAUAACUAAAAAUAACAGUCACAAAAUAGAUCAUGUAUAUGUUAUUAUGUAGGAUAUAUAUUCUUAUGUUAUUAUGCCUUUAUUGCCUUUUCUCAGAAGAUAGAUAAGGCAAAUUAUCUGAACAAGAACAUAUCAAAUGUUGCUGUUGGGACAAAUUGCUACAAUGUACAAAGGCAAUUGUAAACUAUCUCUUCAUGCUUAGGAAAAAUAAUAGGAACUGAAUUAUAAAAUAUUUUUGUACAUUACAUCCAAUGUACAAAAAUUAUAUAUUGUAUUAGGCUCUUAGUAUUUACCAAUUAACUAAAUAUUGUAAUUUUUCAGAGAUUAAUCUACUUUAUGCUAUAUACACUGUCUAAGUCAAUUUUGAAAUCCAGGUUUCAACAGGGCCUAAGAUACCUGUGAAAGGGAGCUGCUAUAGUAUGACACUGGUCACAAUUCCUCUACAUACAUCAUAAUGAUGCACCCGGGACCAAUUAACGUGUAUAUAUAUAUAACACUUUAUCAUGCCUUUGCAGAAGUCUUUGGGAGCUGGAGAAUACUUCCUGGAACAGGACCAGGCUACAGGAAUCUGCAACCUUUUCUAUGACAGUGCCCCUAGUGGCGCGUAUGGCACAAUGACGUACCUGACCAAAGCUGUCGCCACUUACUUACAUGACUCUUUACCCAGUUCAAGUUGCUUCAUGCAGUAACAUUUUAGUCACUUGAAUCCACUUUUCCAUUUGUUGCAUUUCAGCAAUAAAACAUUUUCUCUAGGUAGAUAAUGAAUGAAAAAUACUUCGUUUUACUUAAUUUUUGUUAUUUAUUGUAUUUAUUUCAUUGACUAAUUGCAAGAUUAAAUUAGAUUUAGCAGGUUACACAGCCUGCACGCAUUUGCAGGAAGACCAAUGAUAUUGUUGGGAGCAUUCAAUAAUUUUAAAGCCAUGUUACAGUUUUCUAUCUAUCAGGUGUUUUAGUUUAGUUUUUUUUUCCGUUUAUUUGACUGUGCAGUUUAUUUGUAGCUUUGCUAGUGUUAUUAAUUUAUCAUUAAACACAUAAAUUGAAAAUGUAACUGUUCUCACCCUUUGAUUGCCAGAAGGGAGAGCAAUGGUUUAAAUACCUCUCUGACAUUUAAAGAGUUAAAUGUUAUGCUCGGAUUCUGUUAACUUGUUUAAGUUUGAUGUACCUAAUACAAAUAGAGCUCACAAGUAUUUAAAGUUACUGGCUGAGCUUGUAACCAUCCCAUAGCCAAAUUUUGUGUGAACAUACUAUAAUAUAUGUAUGUGCAUAAAAGCUAUAGAUCAAAUGUAAUUAUUGUAAACCACCUGAAGGUGACCUUUUUACCCAUACUUUUGGAUUCUGUGAGAUUAAAGAAAUUGUAAACACCAUUUUUAAAAUGAAAGUGGAAAAAAUAUAAUGUUUCAGUAAAAAUCUCUGUCCCUAUAGAUAGAAGUACACCAGAGACCAGAGAGUGGGAUGAAAUAGUGAAUGUUUAUUAUAGCGUAAGGGAGGAGAAGCUAAAAUGUUAUUUUAGCAUUUAUCUACCAUAUUUUGGGAGUGACUUUUCCUUUAAUCCCUUAAGGACACAUGACGGAAUAUUUCCGUCAUGAUUCCUUUUUAUUUCAGAAGUUGUGUCCUUAAGGGGUUAAAGGAACAUUUUAAAAAACAUGUAGUGUAUCACCUGAUAGUAUCUUAUCAUCAUCUUUAUGUGUGCAUUCAUACUAUACUGGGUACAUCAUUCUCUUAGUAUCUGAAUACUGAAAUUGAUCAAACUGCACCUGAUUGUUACAGACUAACAUGUAGAUCCAGAGGAAAAGAAACUAUGUUUUUUGUUGUUGUUUUUUUUAAAAUGAAAUUCUUCAGAUUUUCAGGCAGGCGUUUGUGUUUCUACUUGUAUGUUAAACAAUUUUAGAAAAGUGAUGCAUAGGCUAUACCUCUAAUUAUAAAAAAAUGUAUGGGCUUUAAUUUUACUUCAAAAGCUAAAAAAAAAUCUAACUCUACAAAUGGUAGAGUUUAGAAAAGCUCAAAUUUAUUUUAACAUUUAACAUUCUGGGUGAAAUCACUCUGGUUAAUGAAAAUGCUCUCAUAGUUUUUUCUUUGAUGUCAUUGUUAACAUCACAAAAAAGACAGUAUCUUCAGAAAAUCAGUUCAAAUUAGCAUGUUAUUCUUGAAACCAGUGUAUCCAUUUUUCCUUGUUUUCCAAUUGCUAUAUGUUCAUAAAAUAUAGACAAUGUUAAUUGCCCAUCUGUGUUAUGUUAAUACUGUGGCAGGUUUGUGUAAAUUAUGGGCCAGCCCAUGAGAUUUUCGUUCUAGUCUGACCACUAGUAGGAAAAUUAAUGUCCUCCUUCUAAAGUCCAAAGAUACAAGAUUUAGAUUGGGUUUCUGAUUUGAAUCCAGAACAAUUACAGUUUAUCAAACCAUAGAUUGGAACAGUCUCCAAUUGUGGGUGCAUAAGUAGUUUCUAUAAAUGUAAAGUCUGGUCCUGACUUUAAAGGAACACUAUAGUCACCAGAACUAUAGCUUAAUGUAGUUGUUCCGGUGAGUAUAAUCAUUACCUUCAGGCAUUUUCAUGCAAACAAUGCCUUUUCAGAGAUGGCCACUGGAGGUGCUUCCUUGGGCAGUGCUGCACAGUAGGCACGCUCUGCAUGGAGACGCUGAAUUUUCCUCAUAGUGAUGCAUUGAUUCAAUGUAUCUCUAUGAGGAGGUGCUGAUUGGUCAAAACUGAGUUUGGCCCCAUCCCCAUCCUGUCUCCUUGAUGAUUUCAGCCAAUCCAAUGCUUUGCCCAUAGAAAGCAUUGAAUUGGCUUAACAUUGUAAAUUCUGAUGAUGUCACCAGGGAGGCGGAUUGGGGACGGGGCCAGCGCCGAUGGACCCACGCGGUGUACAAAUAAGGUAUGUUUUAACCUCUUCUAAUAGGGUUACGUGGGGGGCAAGCCACCUAAAUGGUGGUUUUAAUACUAAAACAUGUUUGUGUUUCUAACCCUAUAAUGUUCCUUUAAGGACCUGAGAACUGCAUGUUGUAUAUCUUUGCAACACGUGUGCCCUGCUACUGAUUCUCAGUGGCCAAAAGUGUAAUUAUGUGUUUACUGCUGGUUUUUGUGCAGUAUUUAUACGUCAAUAAGUUUUCUUCUGAACCCUACAGCUAUGAAUGUGCUCAUGUAGCUGCCCUUAACAGCAGGUUGUCAAAAAAUCUCAAACUGUGCUGUAAAGAUUGAAUUGCCUCAAAAUACUUCAUUUAAUAUGACAUUAUACAAAUAUGUGUGUAUUAAUAUAAUUGAUCGAAAGAAGAACAUUUUAGCACAUUGUAUGUUUAUCAGCAAUUUGAAUGUACAUGUAACGGAUUUCAUCUGCAACAAAUUCUUUUAGCGCCAGAACAAAAUUUUCUUUUUUACAUCUCUCAGGCAUUUCAAAGGGUUAAUGCACAAUAUUCAACAGUGCCUAAAUAUACCUAAUCAGGUUACAAUUGUGGUUAUUCACUCAACCGGGAAUUAUAAUGGACUGGAGAAUUCUAAUUAUUUUGUCCAAGUAAUUAAAACUGGAAAAAUUAUUUCCAGCCUUGCUAUUUUGGUAUAUUUCCCUGACCAAUUCUUAAUAAUUCCUGGUUAGUUGAAAAAACCCUAUGUGUGUUGCUGUAUGAUGAUGUUGUCAUGUAUACAGUUGAAAUGUAUUCAGUGUGUUGUUUAAUGAUUGUUGACCGACCAGUAAAUACAGGAAUAAGGUAUAAAAUGUUUCCUUAAGCUUACCCUUUUUUCAUUGUUAUUUUGUUCACAAUUAGUUUGCUAUAGUUUACUUUGCUCUUUGUGCAAUGAAUAAAACAUAUAUUUAUGUUAAUGUAAAUUUAAAAAAUAGUUAAUGUUUUGUUUAAAAAUUAUAUAUGUAUAUGGAUUGUUAAUGUUCCUCUUCGGUUGACAACAUGCAUGUUUAAAUUGUUCUUUCUCCAAGAUCCAUUGCGAAUAAAUGGG